Molecule: messenger RNA, 53158 nt
Organism: Podarcis lilfordi (Lilford's wall lizard)
Lineage: Eukaryota; Metazoa; Chordata; Lepidosauria; Squamata; Lacertidae
Source: the annotation of a GenBank genome assembly
GCCAGCGAUUGGAAGUUCCUCGCCCAGGCGGCUGCGCGUCCGAUUGGAGUUUUGCUUUCCACACUUCGACGCGGGCUUCAAAAAUACCCCUGGACUCCCGGAGAGGGAGGAGUAAGUGGGAAGCGCUCUCUCGCUCCCGCUCGCAGGCAGAGUCCGCGAAGGCAGCGGAAAGAAGCUUUGCUCCGAGUCCGGCUGUCGCCCAGCUGCGAGGGACGGUCUGAGGGGCUGCUGCUGCUGCUGCCGUCGUUCGCCCCGCUGCCUUCCGAAGCCCUCGCCCGCUGCGAACGGAGCCGCUCCUCGCGCUCUGAGGCGCCUCCCGCCUAGUGGAGCUGAGGCGGCGCUCCUACUACCCACGCCUUCCCUCAGAAAGAUGCUGCUGGGCUUCGAGGCGUCUGAGGCUACAGCUCCCAGCCAGGUCCGAGGAGGGCGCGCUCAGCCCUGAAGCGGAGGGAGAGGGAGAAGCGCGGCCACCGGCUCGCCGGCCCCGCAACCACCAGCAGCCCGGGCUCCUUCCCCGCGCCUGCCCUUGCCCUUCUCUAUGGGGUUCCUCAGCGAAGGUGAGCAGCGCCCAAGAGGAAGGCACACCUGCCCAUGGAGUUUCUGACUGGGAGCGCCGACCUGUAGCCGAGCCGGGUGGGAGCGCCCCGCGCCACGAGCAACCUUUGCCCAACCCUCUUAUUGCCCUCUUCCCCCCCCCUCGCAACAUGCUACCUGCCCUGACAUCGACCAGGCGCCUCGCUCCCGGGUUCCCGCCGUUCUCUUUCGCCGUCCUUCCGAGGAGGCUGCCCGGAGGCCAUCGUCGGGGCGACUUGAAAGUGCAAUAAUUAAGAGCCCGCGCGCCGCCGCCAGUGACAUUUGUUGGCUCGCUUGUUUGUAAACAAGAAGACGCUCGGGAGCCCUUGCCUCCCAGGCAGGUAUUUCUGCCGCCCUCCCCCCUCCCUCCCCACUCCGCCGCCUCCUCUUCCUUCCCCUCCGAAAAGGCCGAGAGACGGGAACUUCGUACAGGGUUACUAUGCAAUUGCGACUGGUUUCUUGGGUCUUUAUCACUUUGAACUUGAUGGAAUACGUCGGCAGCCAGCAGAACCCUUCCAGAGUCCGGCGGCAGGGAAGUAAGUGCGCCCUUUUUCCUGGUGCGGGGCUGGGAAGGGUAUGGGGAUCACCUGUUGAGGAUCUCUCGCUUCUCUCGUGGUGCCGGGGAUGUCCCAGGGGGAGUCACGCUGAGGGGGGGAAAGGUAUUUUGGUACGGCAGCAGCAGGUCUCGGGCAACCCGACCCUCUGCAUAUUGGCUCGCUUGCAGCCUCGGUGAACGACGCUGUUCCUUAGCCGCGCAGCGCUAAGAAGUAUGUGCCGCUGGUCUCUUCUCCACGAAGUGCCGCGCACAGGGCUGCGGAACUCAAGGAGACUUGUCUCAAAGGAACGUGGAUAGGAUCGCACUGCGCAGUUUUUUGUUUUUUUAAAAAACAAAGCUUGCAUAGAGGAGCAAAGGAGGAUCACGCCCUUCUUGGGAAGCUUUCUCCCAACCAACUUAGAAACACAUCAUCACUGUUUCACACUAUCAUAAAGAUUGAACUAAAGCUAUUUUCCUUAUGUAUUGUACGAUGCAUUCCACACACACGUGGUUCAGGAUCUAGGAGGCAUCUCGGUGUCUCCCUCGGUAAUGCAGCAAAGGGUCGCGCAGGUUCCUUUUGGGUGCCUCGUGAUCUUUGCCUGGCGGUUUGAAUGGGAUCUGCCUCCCACUUAAGUGAAUAGGGGGCAAGUUGAUACUGUCUUGGAUGAGUGCUACUACGCUGUACCUAGUAAAAAAGGAAGAAUAACGUUGACCCCAAGCAUCUUUUCUCUUUAUCCCUGGUGGUUACUCGGCUUUGUAAUUUCUCUGAAAUUUGGGGGUGAGAGAAGCAUCCAGUUUACGCAUCUCUGUAGGUUAUUAUAACAUCACAUUUUUACAAUCAGAAGGUGGCAGAGAGGGCCAAUCUGAAAAAUGGAAACAUGUUAUACAUCAAAUAAUGGUGACAAUGUUCUACUAGCGAGCAGGAGUCGGCUAAAGUUAAGCACGUUGCAGGUUUGCCUCCAAAGCUAAGUGCAUCUGAGUUAAGUUGGAUUUGCAGGCCCCAUUGAUUUCAAUAGGCGAGAUGAAAGCACCGGACAGGAGCCCAGCUGAAGUUCGUGCAAGAUCGAAAAGUGCCCCUGGAUCGUGCCCCUGUUUAAUUCACACGGGCAUCGUCCUCGGAGGAGUUCGGAGACAUCGUUGGAAGUGUGUGUGUUGGAAGCGUGGGGCUGUGGGUUGUGUGUGUUUUCCACCGAAGGAAGGCCAAAGCGACCCUGUUUGAACCUUGGAUUCCAGUAGAUUGGCCUGGUCAGAUUACGCAGGAGACACUGGUGAAGUUUGUGGCGAAUGGGGCCAUUCUUUCCAGGUUAGACAACAUCUAGGUAGGACUUGCCCGUCAAUGAGCCUCAAGGGAGAAGGCAGGGCGAGUGGGUAGAGGGGUUGAAUGAGAUAAACCCAGAUGAGCGGGUGCAAAUUUGGUCUCUCCUCUUCAUUUCGUGCAGUCUACUAGGAAUCUCUUUCCUCCGUCGACCUCGAUGGGGAUCCUCCUCCCCUCCCAUAUCUCCCCAAAGGCCCUUCCUAGAGAGCUGGGCGAGAUGUUUCUGAGCUUCCUUUGGCGCUUUGUACUACUUGGUGAAAGGGGCUGUGUAUUUCCCUCUUGCUUGACAGCUGUGCCCUGAUAGGAGAGGCCAACACACACAGCAGCCUGUUUUCAUUCCGCCGCCCCCCCUCCAAAAGUACACAAGGUUAUUUCCUAGGUUUUGCCCAGCCUUCCCUUUCCCCACCUUGGCACAAGUAUCCCUUGAAAGCUUCCUUUGUGCAUCGGCUUCUCGAAAACAAGGUCUGAUUCACCGAAAGUGCCCUGGAAAUAUCGCUUUCGCGAGGGAUCUCUCCGGGCACGCUCGUGUCCGCUUCUCCAGAAUGAAAGGCUGACGACGCGACGCCCUCUUGUUGCCCCGGGGCCACGGAGCGGUUCGUUUCCUCCAGAGCUCCCCAGAGCCCCUUGAGCCCCUUGAGCUGUUGCGAGAUCUGGACGUGGUUUCAGACUUGGCAAGUACUGGAAGGCACAGCACACCUUUCAGAAAAGGAGGUGCUGAAGGUUCCUCGUUCAAACAGUGCUAUCUAGAUUGACCGAUGCUCUGGUUCAGUAUAAAGCAGCUUCCUCCGUAGAAGGGGGAACCUUCUUUCUCUCUUUCUCAGGCAAUAAGCAUCUGACUAAGGACUGAUCCGAGAAAGACGUUUCGGCAUUUGGUUUUCUACAUAUCUGGACUCCAGUAAAUAGACUUAUCCAGGAGAAGUAAGGAAAUCGUUCUGCAAGACCAAACUAGCCCCGAUUCCUGCGCUCCUCUCUCAUAUAUGAGGUGGGGCUGUGGGGCGAGCUGUUUGGCACAAACUUUAGGCUUGCACAUCAUGGAGCGGUGAUCUGCACGCUUGUCUCCGUGGGGCACCACAGAUCUAACGCGGAGGACUGGACUUUCGCUUCUCCUCCGACGCGGUGCUUACAUCGGAGUCUUCGGCACGCAGAUCAGCCCCAUUAAGUUCAACUGGGUAGGAUAGGGUUGCUGCCUCACAUAGCUGCCCCUCAUUGAGUGCAGAGCGAUUAAGUGUAUGCCAGUGUAUUCGAAAUGUUCAUUCAUUUCGUAUGUCAGGCAGCCGAGAGCGCGCGGGAGUAUCUGAUAUUACUUACUCAUGGGGGAAAAAAGCAACGCCCUGAGUUAUUCGUCUUCUUGGCAUAUGAGGAUAUGUUGUUGUCUCUUUUAGUUCGAAAGGACUGAGGAUAAAUUUGUUAGAUGGUGAUGGUGGCACGUUGUUUGGGCGUCAUCUGCUCAGCCCAAGGUGGUUUGCUUUCUCCAAAGCCCAAGGAUCUCGCCCUCCUUCCCCCUUGCCCUGAAUCUCCAGAGUUGUGAAAGGCGCGACCCCUGGCGUCCGCUGCAAUAAGAGGGAGAGGGAGGGAGGGAGGGUGCGCUCUUUGCAGGUGCGGGCUCUUUUCAUAGGGAACUUGUCCCAAAACUACGGAAAAUUCAGGGAUGCAGGGGUGUGGUGUGGCCGGCCGAGCUGCGAGCGCCAGUGUGUUGGUUUGACCCCCUACCCACCCACCUGGCUUCGUCCCCUACCGAAGCUUUUCCGUUGACUUCAAAGGCAACUAUAUAGGUCCUUAAACUUGGAUUUGGAGACAAUGAAACAACCUCCCCCGCACGCGCACACACAACCAAAAAACGAGCGCGGGGAUCAGAUGACGAUGACGAGAUCAGAAGAACAGAUGUUUAAACAGCACGGUAGAGAAUAGCUUCUUAUCGCUCUUACAAACUAAUCAGGCAGCGCAAAUCAGGCAGAAGAUUUACUUCAAAGGCAGAUACACCCCUUACUUGACUUCAGACCAGAGAGAGAGAGAGAAAUAUUCAAGGAGAACCAACGGGUGCAAUUUUAGAAGAUGGCUGGGAAGGGGAUUGCUACAUCUGCCUUCUUUAUGCAUCUCAAUGAAUGGUGGGAGCCAUAUAAAAAGGAGCCUUGGGGCUGUAAUAAUAUGUUGCUCAUUACUCAUCAUGCUGCUGGUAUUUUCCAAACUCCCCAGCCUCGUUGUCAAUAAUUAAACCCAUCAAUCCCAGCACAUGCAAGUCCUGGAGGGGGGUGUCCAGUGCUUCUUCCUCUGCCCACAGAGCAUCUGUAGCAUGAGAGACAGAAUGUUGUGGGGUUAUUUGUUGAUGGAGGAGAGGCAGGCAGCAUGCUGUCUCCAAAUGGGACUUAAGUAGAGGGUAAGACGUGAAGGGGACUGGUCCCUCCCUCCCCCCAAAUUCCCAACUUCAGUCCAGGAACUUGGGAAGCAGGCAAAGAACAAUAGGGAAUAUGGGAAGGGGAAAAGUCCAAUAAAUUAGGAGGGAAUUGGGGGUGGGGUGGGGGUGUCCUGCUGCUUUCUGUUCACCCCUCCCAUCCCAUCCACCUCACCUGUGAAACGUUAUGUUAUGUCUGGGAUCCAGACAAUGAAGAUUUUUUUGACAUUUUCCUCCUUUGAGCCCCAGAACCUCAGGCUAAACCAUAAACUGCUUUUGAAACUCUUUUAAGUUUUAGACUAUAAGACUUUGACUUAUGACUGAGAAAGCUAAGACAGUUAAACCACAACCAACAGAAGAACGGGGAAACUACUUCAACCACAAUGCAAUAAAAUGGUGCUAUAUGGUAAAAAAAGAACCCUCUUCUUUAGUGGGCAGCCAGUUCAAAAAGAACCUAAGCAUAAUUGUGUCCUGUAUUCAUAGGGGUUUGGCAUUAUUUGGCUCUGUACACCAUACAUCUAAAACACAUUUUUCCACACCUGCCAAAGAAUUAUGAGAACUCUUGUUUACAGCUCACAGAGCUACAAUUCCCAGCAUCAUUAACAAACUACAGCUCCCAUGAUUCUUUGGGGUUUGUGCUUUAAAUGCGCUAUAAAUUCAUAGUGUGUACACAUACUAUGUAUAAACAAAAAAUGGUCUUUCAGCAUUAAGUUUUUAAAAUGUUUUAUAAGACAGAUAAUGGUGAAAAUAACAGGCUAUCAAUACAACCAAACAAAUAUUCUUUACCAUAUUUCCCCAUAUGAACCAACCUGGACCCUGUGAUCAUGAUCUGAGGCCCUUCUUUGUGUACCUCCUCCAUGAAAGGUCUAGAGGGUGGGCAACAUGAGAAUGGGCCUGCUCUGUGAUGGCUCCCCGCCUGUGGAAUGCUUUCUCCAGGCAGACUCACCUGGCGCCUUCAUUACAUAUGUUUAGGUGCCUCUUCUCCCAGGUCUUUGGAUAACGACAAUAAUGCUCAUUUAAUUAAUCACAAUGAAAAAGGGAAAAUAUUUGUACUCCCUCUUUUACAAUACACAGAUUUCCUGUGCUGUCAAACUUGCUUGUAAAUAUAAAUUGGACUUUUGAAAAUUGUCCUUUCAGAGAAAGAGAACAAAUAUUUUCUAAUUUUCACUCUUUGGAUCUGUCAAAAUACUUUGGGGCUAAGCCUAAAGAAAUUAGUAGCCUCACCGCAUUGUCAAUAGAGCUACUCACUCCCUGUUACCUACAUCUCCUUCUCCACUGAAGUCAAACAUCCAUUUCAAUUAUAUAUAACACAGUGAAAAACCAUUGAAAAAUAUCAGCUGUAUAGGUUUACAUUAUAAAGGACUCUGAAGGAGAGUCUGUUUAUGGAGAAAUCACCUGUCUAAAGUUAAGUAAAUACCUAGUUUGAUGCAGUUAAAGCACCAGUCAACUUUUCCUGAUCCAUUUUCUUAACAUGUUACAUGUAUGCUCAAAGUAGAUUCUGCUAAGAAACAAGCAAGCAAAAUCUGCAAAACUGUUUACAAUUACCAAGUAGAAAUAGGAGUGCAUAUAUAUCUUUUGGGAGAGAAGUUGUUUGAAGUUGCGGACCCACUCGCAGCGACCCCUUCCCACGGAGCAAGGCCUAAACUAAGGAAGGUGAAGAAACUGGACAAAACAACAUUCUGGUCUUUAAAAAGUUCUGGGGUCAGGCGCAACGGGCUUUUAUUGGGGGCAGACUAGAGUGAAGCCUGGUCCACUCUGGUCUGCUCUCAAACCAUGCCCACCCAGCCUGGCUGGAUUGAUCCAAAUUCAAACACUGGCUGGCGGGAAAGUCUGCCCACUUAAGCAGCUGGCCAGGGGAAGCCCACAAUUGCCAGCUGACUGUCCAGCAGUCACACACCCCAGGAUUGGGUAAGCAGUCAUUUGUUUCCCCUCCUCUCUCUUUAUAGCUAUUUGCCCUUACAAUUUGAAGGAUGGUACAGAGGGCUAUUUUGGAGAAGAAGGGGAGAAGUCCCACCUGCCUUUCAUCCUAUGGGUUUUUGCUCAUCCCAUCUCCUUCACUUCUUCAAUUCUUCCCUCUUCACUUCUCACCUCUCUUCUGCUACAGCCUUCCUUCUGUACAGUACCUAUUUUGUUCAGCUGCUGCCACAGCCACUUCUGUUUCUAGGCACGAGGUGAAUUUAUUGUAAUUGUAUCUAACUCCUGUUUACAGUAAUAGCUUGGGUUGUGAUCGCUGUGGGUUGCGUGUUUUCAGGUUAUGGACGCGCCAAACCCGUAAGUACCAGAACGGGUUACGGCACUCGCGCAUGCGCAGAAGUGCUAAAUCGUGCUUUGUCCAUGUGCAGAAGCGCCGAAUCGCAUCACGCAUGUGCGCAGACGUGGCACUGAGGGUUGCGAAUGUGCCUCCCGCACAUCAGUUAGUCAUAUAACUAACUGACUUGCUAAAUAAUUACCAUCUCCUUUCCUGAUGCACAUGAGAAUUGCCUGUGAGAAAAAAGUAUACACACUCAGGAUGCUAGACAGUAUGUCAGGACAUAGUCUUCCUUCCCCAGAUGUAUGCAGUAUGGAGAGAUAGGAAAGGUGAGUUCCUCCACCCACAUGGCUCCCAUGCUAGACCAAGAACUGGCUUCAUGUAUGGGAGAAAUGAAGUGAGGCAUCUCUGAUCAGAGAUGGUUUUACUCCCUGUCUCCUUCUCCUUCUGCAAGUCAGUUGUCUGACUUUUCUAUCACACUCUAGUGCAGCCUCCCUCAAUUUGGUGCACUCCUGACGAAGUAGGACUCUCCUCAACCCCAGCCAGCAUCACUGAUGGUCUGAGAUGGUGGGAGUUGCAAUCCAGAAACAUCUGGAGAGGACCAGUUUGGGGAAAUCUGCUUGCUUUUGACAAAGAAGGGAAUGUUGGGAAGUGGCUAUAACAGAUGCUUGUGUGUGCUAGCAAUAUAAGAAAGAACAGAAUAUUGGGAACUGGCUAUUUAAUACAUGAGUGUGUGCGCGCACACACACAUGUAUGCUGACCUAGAUACAAAGAAUGGUGUCACAUGGUAUGGUUACAUUGCUAGCAGAUGUGAGCCUGGCUAGUGCCUGGUUUGGAAGCUAGGUGCCCCCAUGUCUGCUGCCCAGAGUUCCAUGAAGGGCAAAUUUGACCUUUGCAAGGACCACUGUGGGUUUUCUUCUGAAGUAAGUUUGCUUCAAGUGCUCCUUAAGAUGCAGUGGUCCUAAGCCAUAUCAUGCUUUAAAGGCCAUAAUCAGCACUUUGAAUUGAGCCAGAAGCCUGGGCAUUUGGAUCAAGACUGGCAAUAUAUUUUCUGAAUACCUGGCCCUGGUCAGCAAUCCAGCUGCAGUGUUGUGCACCAACCUAAGCUCAGGAAUGAUUUAUUGAGUCAGCCAAAUGUAAAACACAUUGCAGUAAUAUAAGUGAAAUGUCAACACAUGGAUAAAAGUGACAAGGUUGUCUCUGAUGAGGAAGGCUCUGACUCCCCAGGCUCAGCUGAUGAACAGUGCCUCAUGCACUUGGGCUUCCCAGAACAAGCCUGUAACUAACAGCAGCUCCAAACUGUGCUUGUUUCUUAAGGGAUAUGCAAUCCUGCCCAGUUCAGACUGAAUUCCACUUCCCUAUUCUGAUAAAUCUUCAGUUUAUUGGCCUUUAUCCAAUUCACCACCGAUCUCAGACACUGGUUCAGGACUUCAAUUACUUCACCUGAAUAAGAUAAAAAUGAGUGGCAGAGUUGGCACUGCAUACCAGGCCCCCCAAUUUAAGAGAAAUGUCAAACAGCAUGGGGGACAGAAUAGUGUGCUGUGAUUUACCAUGGGGCCCCAGGCUGGCCAGUGCUUCUACUGAUCACUUUCCUCCUCCCUGUACUCCUCCUCCCAUUGCUGUCUUACCUGGGCAUCUUUCCAUACUAAUUGGCAGUGGGAGCAGUAGAUCAGCAGGCUGACCACGACCACUUCUGGAUGUCUUCUUCCUCUCCAUAUUGCUCUUCCUGCUGCCGCCUUACCCAGACUGACUCUUCGUCCUAAAUAGGUAGCAGCAGCAGCAGCACUGGAUCCCCAGUCCAACCACUGGUUCUGCUUACCCUUCUCUGACAUUUGCGGGAAUGAAGGGGAAAAUGGGGAGGAAGAAGGCAGCUAAAAUUCACAAAGUUUCCUGGGAAGAGGGAUUGAUUGUUAUACCACUCUGGGAACCAUAGCUCUCUUAGUGAAGCAGGAGUCUCCUAACAAUUCUCAACAUCCUUAACAAAUUUCAGUUGCCCGGAUUCUUUGAGGAAAGCUAUGAAUGUUUAAAGCAUUAUGAUACUGCUUUAAAUGUAUAAUGCAGAUGGGGCCUAUGGCUGGUUACAGAAUACUGUUUAUACUGGUUCCAGUGUGCUCCCACUGCUGGUUUUUCAAUCUCUGUUCACAUAGUAUUAUCCAGGGGUAGGCAACCUAAGGUCUGUGGGCCAGAUGUGGCCCAAUCGCCUUCUCAAUCCAGUCCGUGGAUGGUCCAAGAAUCAGCAUGUUUUUACAUGAGCAGAAUGUGUGCUUUUAUUUAAAAUGCAUCUCUGGGUUAUUUGUGGGGCAUAGGAAUUCGUUCAUCCCCCCCCCACAUGGUCUGAGGGACAGUGGAACAGCCCAUGGCUGAAAAAGGUUGCUGACCCCUGGUAUUGUCAAUGAUCCAGAUGUAUUUUGCAGUUUUUGUGAAAUACUGAGGUUUGAUGCAUAUCCCACAAACCAGCUUUGAUCCAACUUAGAAACUGUAGCCUUAUUCAAUUAACAGUGAAGCCCCAGUGUGUAUACUUGAGACACUGACCUUUCCUUCUGGGUGUGGCUCUACAUGUGUGGUGGCAGUAUGGGCAUGCAUGCGCAGAUGAAGAUGGUGCCAGCAAUAUAUCUGCUUCUGCUUAAGUUUAAAUACUUUCCAACUGUUUUGUAGUGGACUUAAAGCUGUUCUCAAGAACCUGUAAUAUGAGGCUCUGGUUUCCUAGCUCCAAGUGCCUCUGGGCUUAGCUUUUCACAAGUUAGUUCCAGCAGGAGAGAAGGUAGGUGGAAGGGUGAGGACACCCACCAGGCAGUUUGCAUUGGGAUAUCCCCACUCCAUCUCCACUCAGUGGUGUGGGCAGGCUGUGGGUGAUGUGGAAACAUGUCAAAGCAUAGGAAUGCAAAUGCAAAUUGAAACACAAUGGGGGGAAAACACCUCAUUGUGUUUUAAGAUGGUAAUGUGUAAGGAUGUGUAGUUCAGGUAGGACUUGGAUAUGUUUACCUGCCUGGUAUUACCCGGUAACGUCAGGCUCUGUUUUAUGUUGGAGUGUUUUUGAACUGAGUCCAAAUAUAAAUCACAAAAUAGAAAUGACUAGCUGAUGUAGAAACACCUGCAGUGCAUCCCCGGAUCCUCAUGCACAAAUCCAACUGUAAAAAACAUGGCACUUUAAUGUAUUUUAUAGAAUUUAUGUUAUGAGCGCAUCCAACAAUACAACAGAAUUUACUGAAGGUAACUUUUAGAACAUGAUAUUUGAUUCCUAUCAGCUCUGUGGGUCAAAGAGCGGGAAACCACCCAUGUUCCCUGCUGCAGGUCUCCCACAGACACGCUUAGCAACAGUAAACAUUAUUCCAGUGCUUCUUCUCCAAAGCUACAAAUACCAGCAUCUGCAAGUAUUUUAUGACUUUUACUACAUCACCUUCUUGACAUUGUCAUAACUCACCCAUAAACUUUCCUCCUAUUCCUAAAUAAGUGCUUCGAAAACUUACAUACUUAGCUGAACACCAAAUCAAGCCUAAAACUACUUACAAACAAUUGGCUUCAGUGGGAUGAAUACAACAGGGGUGCAAUCCUGUGCAUGUAUAUUUGAAUGUAAGUCCAAUUAUGUUAAAUGGGCUAAUUCUCAGGUAAGUGUGUUGGAAUCCUAGGCAGAGGUUACUUCUUAAUAAACAUGCACAGAAGUGCAAUGUGGAGUAUAUAAGAAGCAAAGAGCUGUACUAUUAUUUUAUAAUUAAUAUUGUAUAAGAAGACAGGGAAAUAUGAUUGCACUACUUAAAUGAAAUCCACAACUGGAGUAAAAAAAGAGAGUAAACCAAAAAAGUACCGUUAUUAUUAUUUUACUGGAGUAAUGACUUUCAAGCUGCUGAGAGCAGAAAGCCCAUAGGUUAAAUUACUGUAUAAGAAUACAUGUUAAGAGACUUUGUCUGGAAUGAAAAAUCUAAAUAGGCAACAAAGGUUGGUAAAAGGAAGCACCUCAGGAUUAUCUUGAAAUAUUAUUGGGCUUACCACUCCUUACCUUCUUUGCCCCAAGGCAUUACACAUAGAACAGACCAUAAACCUUGACAAAAGUAACCUUGAACUGAAAAGAUGAUGACAACUAGGGAUUGUUCAAACAAACAUUCAACUCCUCAGUCAGGAUUUUUAAAAUUUCUUUUCUUCACAACUCUCAAAUACCAACCACAAAGUAGUAUAUUUCAUUAUCGUCACCACCAUCACCACCAGCUUGCCUUGAUCCGUAAUAGAGUACUAUCAGGGAGUGUCCAGCACUGCUUGGGAAUUUAAAGAACUCCCCUUUCAGAAUUAUGAUUUUUAAAUGGAUUGUGUCAUUUGUGAGUUUGGGGGUUAUGUCUGUAUAUACAAACAAGCCAGGGUGCACACACAUGCUACACAGGGCUCCAAACUAACCUGGAGAGCACCUGACCGAGUCCUGAAUCAUUUUGGUGUGUGGAGUUAAAGCGCAUUUGGGGUUAAUUUGCUCCACUAUCUUCAUUCAAAAUGGCGCCUGGCACUCAAGCCAUUGAUGAAGACUGCUGCCUCUACCUUGGGAACUCUUGUGUCAAGUAGAGUGAUGAUAUAUUGAGAGGCAUCCAAAUUGGUACAGGUGAGGAUCAGCAAAUUGGGCAACAAUAUCUUCAAAGGCAUCCAAAUCAGCAGAGUUUGGAACAGUCAAGCCAAAAGCCAGGUGAAGUCAUGCCAAAGUUAUGUUUUGGUCCACCAUCUUGAUUAAAAAUGGUUCCCAGUGACCCAAUGUCAAUGAAAACCUUGUGCAGAGUUUGAAAGUGGCACAGUUUGGACCCCUUACACCAAAAAUCAGGUGAAGUCACAUCAAAACCAUGCUUUGGUCUGCCAUCUUGAUUCAAAAUGGCACCUGACAUCCAAACAUCAACAACAACCACUGAGCCCAUCUCAGGAACCCUUGUGUAAAGUUUGGCAAUGAUAUAUCAAGAGGUGUCCAAACUCAUAGAGAACAAAUGGACAAACAGACAAACUACUUUUCAAAAUAUAUACAGUGACCUCACUACGUGAGAGUUCAGUUCCGGGCAUCCACAUGCAAAGCCAAAUUGUGUAAAGCUUCCAGCAUGUGUUUGACUAAACUGCGGGAGGCAGUGGAAGACAGAAGUGCCUGGCAUGCUCUGGUCCACGGGGUCACGAAGAGUCGGACACGACUAAAUGACUAAACAACAACAACAAAGGAAACCCUCAGAACCAUGCCUCCCUCCUGUGCAACCAUCCCUACCUGUCUGGAGCGAGCUUAGUCCUCUGCCUUGCUUACCAGGCCUCACACGACCUUCCCAGAGCCCAGUAGGCAAGGUGUGGGGAUUAAAAAGCUCUGUCCAUGGUAAGUUUUCCCCACUCUCCAUUUAUUUAUUUGGAGGCUGCAGUCGCAUAAGUAAAUUAUGUGGAAGUGGCAGGCCCAGUGUAGUAGAUAACAAAGCAGGUCCCUACCCUGAGGUGCUUUCAUACUAAAAUUGACACAGGGAAACAUUAGAGGAAGAGAGGGAAGUGGAGGCAGGGAUAGGCAUUGGGAAGAAUGUAGCUUUUUCAGUUGCACAUUCUUAGACUUUGUUGCAGGCUAAGUCAGAGUGGUACAGAAUGGAAAGCUGGGAAUUUCAUCAAAGAGCACAUGGAAAAGGUGAGUUUCCUUGGAUAUUUUAUAGAAAUGUGGGGCAUGUGACCCCAUAUCUCUCCAAAAUCUGCCCUGGAAGGCUCCACAGAAGAGAGCGUAGAAGCAAGGGAAAAUGCUUGUAUUGACAGAAUGAUAUCCUUAGUGCUACAUUGUUCUACCCAUAGUUUGCAGAUCUGCUUUAAGCCAUGGUUUGCCAAUUUGGAUGUUGCAAUUAACCACAUCUAAGUCUUGUAAACCAUAAUUUGGCAUUUCAAGUGAAAGAUAUGUUCAUAUGUGAAUAAUUGUCAACCAAUGGCUCCAGCAUUGUGAUGACUUACAUGUGUGACAGCACCAAAAACAAAAAAUGAAGAGAACUUAACCUGAUUAUUUUUGGGGAAUGCAUUCCUUUUCAGCAGAGGCAGUAAUUUGUGCAUUCAGCUGUGAGUUAUUAAGUGUUAAGCAUCUGAGUGAUGAGAUACCAAAUGGUGUAUGUGCAUGUGUAAAUCAGCCCCAAGUAGAGUUACCUUUUCUUUAAAAUGGCAAUGUAAUCAAAACCAGCACUUGAAACAAUGAGUAUGAUCUAAUGAAAGUUAAGCUCUUUUAACGCUCAUUGAUUCUAAUAGGAAGGAUGUAAACAUGUGCUUAAUACUCCCAGUGAAAUUAAUGUAACUUCACUGAGCUUUAUUUUGGCUGGACUGUGCCCAGCAAGAGUGUCUUGAGUGUGGAGGCACUGCUGGACGUCUUGGUCUGCCUCUACACCAAGUGCAGCCACGACUCUCUGCUCCAGAGGGACAGGCUUGUCUUGGACUUUCUCGAGUGGGAAUGGACCCCCUGAUUACUAUGCUGAGUCAACAUAUCCUUUACCACUGGUGAUAGGCCUGAGAGCCCCACUGCCUCCACCAUGGCCCACUCACUACCCAAGAACCCCAGCUGGCACAGCAUUUGGCUGAGCUGUCUUAACAACAGGCAUUAUGUGUGUUUUAUUUUAUUAUUUAAAUUCCAGUUAUUUCAUUUCAUUUGACACAUUUUCCAGAUUUUGAAUAUAUACAUCAUACAUUUCCCAAAACAAAAUAAUGCAGAACAAAAAUCACUUUCUCCAGGACUUCCCAGUCCAUCCCCUGUGUUUUAAUGAAUAGAAUGGAAGAUAAUAAGACAUGUGAUCGUGAAGAGUGUGUGUACAGACUUGACUGUGCAUAGCUCUCUCUCUUUUUUUAGUUGCUAUUUUGUUAACGUUGAUAUUGUUUUAUGGAUUAUUGCGAUGCUUGGCUUAUUUUUCAGUUGCUGCUUUGUUAAUGGUGUUUUAUAGAUUGCAAUUGUUUCGUUGAUGAUUUGUAAUUUUUUUUUCUGUGGUUCAUGUUGUAUUCAUGAUGUUCCGUUCUGUUAUUGUUAUUUAUUGUUUGUAAGCGGCUUUGAGAUGAUUUUGAAUGGAAAGUGGCAUAGAAACACAAUGAAUCAAAAUCAAGUCAAUUGGAUCCGUGUUAGCGACUGAUCGCAGCUUGAGCUUAAGGAAAAAAGCCUGUUUUAUCUUGCACUUCAGCAUAUAUUUGGAUGUGCUGGAGCUUUUGGAACUGUCUAAGGUUGCUCUCCAUCAAAAUGACUUGAAAUUGUCUAAUGCUGAUGCUGAAACAACAAAGGAAAUACCCCAAGAGCCCGGGGGAAGCAGCUGUAGGGGCAUCUGCUGUUUUCACUGUUACAUGGGACUCUCCCUGACAUAUUUUUUACUAUUUUUUAAAGUACAAUCUCUGUUUCUUAUGCCAUAAAUAUAUUCCCCAUGCUGUAAAUAAAUAGCUUGCAAGCAUCAUAAAGCUGAUACAGAAGAAUAAAUCUUAACUACAUAAUGUCAGGUCAGAAGUAUAAAUCUUAUCUAAUAUGCCAGGUCAGAAGGAAAGAAUACUUUCAGUGAAAAAAAUAGCAAGCACCUUCCAGUAACAGAGCUCUGUGGGUUUUUUUUCUUCACUCCUCUAAAAAUAUGCUGCUGCCAAUAAGAUGAUUUGAACGGUCUCAUUUUAGAAUUUCCAAAAGAAAAAUAAACAUGCGGACCAGAAUUAAUUUAUAAAAUGCUCCAAGGUUUAUUUUGGCAGAACACUUUUCAGCAGUGAGAUUUUUCUCUCCCCUGCUUUCUUCCAGACAUGCACACAUUUACUUUCCUCUACUUUUCUUAUAAAAUGGACAAGUUAUUUAGCUGUAAUAUAAUAGAGCAAGACUGUGUAUUCUAUUUAUAGCUAAUACAGUGGUACCUUGGGUUAAGAACUUAAUUUGUUCUGGAGGUCCGUUCUUAAACUGAAACUGUUCUUAACCUGAGGCACCACUUUAGCUAAUGGGGCCUCCUGCUGCCGCCGACAUAUGAUUUCUGUUCUCAUCCUGAAGCAAAGUUCUUAAUCCGAGGUACUAUUUCUGGGUUAGCGGAGUCUGUAACCUGAAGUGUCUGUAACCUGAAUUGUCUGCAAUCUGAAUUGUCUGUAACCCAAGGUACCACUGUAGUAGAAGCCAUGGUUUUUUCAACAUAAGAGGGCUCUCAUUUCAAAUACAGUGGAUUUUGUUACAGCAGGGAACCCCACACCCUUGGUGCUUUAGCCCCAAACUUCAUUACUUUCUGUGGGCCCUGCAAUGGGAUUCUUGCUCUCAUCUUACCAAGAAGUAAUUUAUAAAUUCAUUUAUUUCCCCUAAAUAAAUAGGAAAUCAUGAUUUGCCAUACCAAAAAUAUUUCUUUGCUGUUGUCCCUUGUCCUUGUCCUGUUUUUCAUGGACAAAGCUAUGCUAGGUUAAUGCAAAUGCCUAAAACCAGUAAGCCAUUUUUGAAAGCCUUGGGGACAAAAGUAGUCCCUCCACCCAGUUCCCUCCUUCCUGUAAAAGGUUGGGGAGUUAUAGCAGGAUGCCAUAAGUGAACAGCCAGCUACAAGAUAGCAUUGUUUCUUGGACCUGGUGGGAGACGGGAUGCACCCCAUUAGGACUGGGAAGAACGUGCUUUUCAGGAACCUUGUAAAAAUGAUCAAGGAAACCUUCAGACUAAAUCCUGUGAGGAAUGGAGGCAAAAGCCCAGAGCUGUAUACUGAGUCAAGUACUAGGAAGAAGGCAAAAGAAAAAAAGAGGCAGUACAAUGGAAGUGGGGCCUGGUAAUUUUCAGGUAAAUACAACAGCAGGGAAAUUGGGAAGGUGCAAUGGCCAUGGUCUCUUACGACACAAAAUAUGGGAAACAAACAGGAAGGAUCUGGCAUCCUAACCAGGAAAUUAAGGUAUUACUGAGGUGUGAUGAGGGGAGACUCAUGAUUGGAACAUAGCAGCUGAAGGGUAUGCCUUGUUCAAAGUGGGAGGGGGGACAGGGAGUCUUAUUAUAUGUAAAGAAUGUGUACACCGAGUUCAAAUUCAUAAAUCUGAGAGUGCCUCCACUGGGAUUUCCACCCCCCCCCCCAGUUCUUAGCAGCCCUUCCUUCCUUUCGAUGGUGGGAAAAGCAAAUGGAAGCUCUGGAUGGAAGGUGACUUUGGCUCCAGGAAGUCUAUUUCUCUUAUGACCUCUACACUUACAGAUUUGAAAAGGUGUAAGUAACUAAGUAAGUAAGUAAGUAAGUAAGUAUGAAACUUGAUCCCAGGCUUGGCUUGCUACUUGUAAAAUUACCUAAACGUAGAGGCCCAAUCAUAGUGGGAAGAUGCCAGCCACUCCUAAAUUGAAAAUAUUAGAUAGUUUUACAAAGUAUUCCUCUUGGCUCCUGUAGUUUGUAUGGAUCUUCCUCACUGCAUUCUAAAUCAUGCAUGGCUGCGUUGCUUUCACAAAAAUAUCACAGUUGAGUGCUGUUGUUGCUCCAUAAAGGAUGCAGAGUUAAUAGGCAAGGACUCUAUUAAAAUGUUCACGCAAUGGAAUGAAAACUUUGGGCAGAUUCACUGCACCUUAACAACCCUGACUCUGCAUAUAUUGUACCUUGACCAAAUGCAUGUGUGUUAAUUUGACUGGUAGCUUCUUGGCUCAUGUUCUUGACUGAUCAUCUACCCUGUAUAUGUACUGACUAUGUGUUGCUAUCCUUGGCACUAAUCUUUGCCUCACUAGUAUCCUCCAUCUGUAUUUUUUCAGGGUUUCCCCCCCUACCCUUCCUCCUUUAGCCUAGAUAAAUUUACCCAUGUUACAAAUGCUUAAUUCCUUGAUAAUAUACUACAUACAUGCACCUUGUGUUUUGUGAGUUUAUGUGUAAUCUGCAGAGGAGAUCAUGUGCUUUAGUUAAUUGGCUGUACAAAUAUUUCUAAUAUUUUGUUUUGUGCAUGUGUCACAUUGUGCUACUUUGGAUUAUGGUAGAUUGAUAGUGGGACCUCAUAUCUUUGGGGGUCAAGACCUUCUUGUGUUAGAAUUCCAUCUCUGAUUAAUUGCUGACAAAUGGUGACAUCUAGUGCUAUGUAUUUAUUUGCCAUUGGAAUUAGAACAGUGAUAUUGCCAUACUUUUCUGUGUAUUAGACGAGGGUUUCGAUUGGCUGCCGCUUCAGCAAUUUGGCUUGCGUUGCUUGCUAUUAUUAGCAUUUGCCAGUUGGGUAAGUGAUUUUCGGCAUCCCCACCCCCCACAAAAAAAUUGCUCAACAGCUUUGGGCCAUCUCCCCCCAUUUUCUUUAAUUUUAGUCCCCCAAAAUGGGGGCGUCAUACACGGGGGCUGUUAUGCAUGGAAAAGUACGGUAAUUAGAAAUGCCUUUUAAAAAUUUCAAAUGCCUUUUCUGGUUGUCUUUUAAAGCAAAUAUUUCAUUUGUUUAAAUAUAUGUAAUUUUUGUUCUGGCGAAUUCUAAAAUGUGCUUGUCUGUCCAACAUUUGCCUUUCUCAGUUCUGUGAAGGGUUUAGCAUAAAUAGUCUGAAGGAAGGCCGCUUAAAAUUGAUUUCUAGACUGUAUUUUAAUUCAAUGUAGACUGCAGCAACCAGUUUACUCACUCUCUCUCUCUCUCUCUCUCUCUCUCUCUCUAUAUAUAUAUAUAUAGGUUUUGGCAUUUAUAUACUGCCAAGUUAACCAUGUCCUCUGGGCACUUCACAACUUUUAAAAGCAAUAAAAUACAGCUGCAAUAAAAUAAAAGAAUUCUAAUCAAUAUAAAGCCACUAUGAUGGUGGGUAAGAUCAAGAAUGAUAAAAACAGCACUGAAGUCUGGCCAAGGGAGAAAACAAAAUACCCUAGGUCAGAAACAAAAAUGUUCUGGCAGAGCAACCCAGACUUUAGCCUGGCAGCAGAGGGUGUGACAGAGCUGUGUACUGCCACCAUACCUGUAGUUAUUGGUGCUCAGGCAGGCUGGGAUGGGAGUUGAAGGUGGUGCAGGCAAAAGUCUCAUCUGCAGCAAUUGAACCCAUAUUGAGCCUGAUGCCUAAUGGCAGUGGCACUGACUCAGGAUCCAGCAGAUCCUGGGCUCGCUCAGCCCAUUUCCAUCCCCAGAACGCUAUCUUUUGGGCUUUCCAUGGGCUACCAUUUCCUGCCAGUGAUACUUUUGCCCACCUGCACUAUCAGCACAUGGAGUAGGGAGCUCUGCACCAUCCGAGUGAUUCUAGCAGAGAGCGUUGGAACUAUUCUGAGCUUGGCAGAUUGUGGGUUUGGACUGCACCCUAAUUAUUAAAUGACCUGCACGAAUAGAAGUGUUUUCCCCUGGCACUGAAAUGUCUUUAUAUAGGUUCCAGGCUGCCAGGCAAGCCUUUAUGGAGAGAAGGCUUUAUAAUGGGGCACCACCACUGUAGAGGUCAUUUCUCAGGACACCUUUAGUUCACUAAGGGUGGAAAUUUGGAGAAAGUCCUCACCUAGUGAUGGGAAUUUUAAAGUCUGGACAGAUUUAUAUGAGAGGAGGCGAUCAUUCAGGUAUAUGGGCCCCAAUAAAAUUAGGGCUUUAGAGAUUAAUGCCAGCAUUUUGAAUUGCAACUGGGAUUUAGGGUGCAAAUGACAAAACACUGAAGUAAUACACUGAUAGUUGUCAAUGCCCAUCAAUAAUCUCACUACCCUAUGUUGAGCCAGAUAGAGCUUCCAGGCAAUUUUGAAAGACAGCCCCACAGAGGAGUUUUUGUAGCCUACACCAACCUAGUGCCUGAUGGGAAUUGUAGUUCAGACCAUCUGGAGGACACCAGGUUGGCGAAGACAGUUUUGCCGAAUAACAUUUCCACUUGUCAGGAGUGUGGUUUCAGUAAUCCAUACAGCUCCUUGUCUUUUUUUACGGUUAACAAAAGCAAAAUAAACCAUGCAUGUAAAGCUCCAGAAAACCAUGCAAAAUAAUUCAGUUUGCAUAAUUUUCACAGAUAAGGAGGCGCCUGGGAGCGAAUUUUUUAGAGGGAGUUUCUGCUAAUGUGGCUUGUGUAACAGUCUACAGCUGCCACAUAUUUUUUACUUGGUUUCCAUCUUGCAGAAUUUGGGUUUCCUUGUUGCAGAAUUUUGUUUUUCUGACUGCAAUUUUAUGCACCCUUGCCCAAGAAUAAUUCCCAUUAGUGUAGAGCAUUCACUGGCCUUCAGGAGACUGGGAAAUCACAGCCAGUUGAGCUAAAGUCAAGAUGGUAAACCAUGCCUGUACUUGGACCCACCAAUUCAAACAUAGCCAUAUAUGGUGGGUCCCAAGGGCUUGCUGAAAGUUUCUUGUUUAGGUUGCCUGUCUAGGGCUUCAAAAACAAAUGGGAUGUCAACAAGCACCAAAAAGGCUGUAAUACAUGGCUGGUGAGCUGUGUUCAGUUUGGUGGGUCACAAUUUGUGUAGGCAUGCAAUAAAUUUGAGUGACUACAUUAAGUCUUGUUUCUUAACAGUGCAGGCAGCGCUAUAACUUCUAAGAUGGAAUUAUGGGCUUUUUGUAGUUUAUAUUCUCUGGGAUGGGGGAAAGGGGACUUUAAAUAUGCUCCUGCUGUUUCCCCCCCUGUGGUUUCUAUUUCUUAAAAAGCCUGUGUGACAUUAAAACGCUUGCCUCAAAAGGCUGUAUGAGAUACUUGCUACUGUAGUUGUGUAAAGCUGAUGGUAUGAACUGAAUGAUCUCUGUACAGUUUGAAAGCUGAUGAGCAAAUAGGCAGCGUUACUAGCCAAAUAGCUAAACUCAGCUUUUGGUUACAUUAAUACAUACUCAGUGACUUCUCAGUAUUUCCUACAACUGCAUUUUUUGGUAUUGUGCAAAUUAUCAGUGGCAGCUGUAAAAUCUGGCAAGAUGCUAGGGUUAAUUGUAACUAUAUAUUUAGGCCUAAAUAAAGUCUGUGGGAAAGUUCCAUGCAAUUUUCAUUUGCAUAAGGCCUGUAGUUUGAUUGCAUAGUGGAGCCUUCCCAAACAGGAGCUUUCCAUAACCUAACAUUAUAGUCCUGGUUCAGACCUAACAGGAAUCCAUUGUUUGCCACUCUGUUACCUUAGGUAGGUACAUUUCCCACCCCCACCCCUUAUUUUGGACAGCAGAGGAUGAGAUCAGAAUUUUCCAUUUCCAUUUUUAAACAUACCACAGUUCCCACAUGGAAGUCCCAAUUUGAAGAACCAUGAUUUGAUUAAACUCCAGUUUGUUAUAAUCAGCCAGGUUUAAACUGUGGCUGAACCACUACAUCUGAACGAGACCAAACACUUUAGAGCAUGACUGAUGGGUUGUAGCUGUGCUUCCCUCUUACUGAAAAGGCAUCACAGACAAGAUCUGAAUAAUCUAUUUGAUCAACUAGUUCCCUAGGCCAAAAGGCAAGUUAGAUGUUUUUCAUGAGUAGCAGCAACUCUGCAUUUCACAUAACAAACUGCCUAUAAACCUGGAAUCUCAAAAGUAGGUUGUGAUUUGUGUGUUGCCCAGUCAAAAGUUUCAAUCUGUGCAUGAAAGUCCAUGGGACUCUUACGAAUCCCAAACCAUUUGUAUAGGCAUGAGUGACUAGAUAAUCAUAGGAAUCUGUUAUGGCAACAAAGGGUAGGUGUAUUUUGCUUUGCAUGUCAGAACAAUUAAAGAUCCCCACAAUGCCAUCUUGAAUGUUCACAUUCUUAAAGGGGUACCACCAGAAGAAGCUGGCAGUAAAUAAUAGGACCGCCCUUGAAAACUGGAUAUGUUAACACAGCCAGUUUGUAUGAUGUGUGUUGAGCGAAAUGAAUCACAGCCAGUUGCACCACCUGUCAGGAGCACAGUCCUGCCUCUGGGUGCAUGUGCACAAAUGGAUCUCACAUUUGAAUAGUAGGUACGUGUAGGGAAAACCCCCCAAUAUUAAUAGGCACAAAAUGAGCAAUUAAUAUUCUGUUCCUCCACAAUGCAUGGCUGGUCAGAUUGUCUGAGCCUAGCCCAUAGAAGUUAAUAACUUCCACAGUCCUCACUGUAGGGAAUUCAUUAUUUUAUUCCAUAGUCCCUUAAUUAUUGUAGGCUCUUUUUUCUUGCAUGAAAGAAAGGUAAUCAUAUAGUCUGCAGUCUUCAAUUAUAAGAAGUAUCAGAUUUUAUAGACCUCUUGUCUGAGUAGAACAGGGUCAGAUUGGAUUGAGAGUGAAAAGUAAGUUGCCUUUGCCAGUAACAAUGGUAAUUAUUUCUAGAAAUUUCUGUUAGUGCCUUUCUUGGGGAGUAUUGUUAUGUCGUGUGGAUUUUCCAUUCAAAUAAACCUCAAGGUACAUUGACCCCUGUGGAAUUAUUUGCAUUCUUUCCUGAACUGAUCUAUAAAUAUAGGAGAAACUAGAUGGUAUAUUGGAGGAGGGGGGGAAUCUUUCAUUCAAUAUGAAAAUAAUUAUUAUGCUUUUAUAUUAUAUUAUUAUUACCAUUAUUAUUAUUUAUUUAUUUUAAACCAACUGGAUUAAGCUCAAACCAGUUGUCAUUCAUGUGGCUAAUCAAAGCUAUUUCUAUUGUGGUAAAGAAACUUAACAGACUGAAUAAGUUUUGCAGACUUCUCUGGUAGAAUUUCUCUUGGAACAUUUCUCAGCAAAUUCAAGAUCCCAGUUUUCAUAGUGCAGGUUUAGGUGUUUGACCUGUUACCGAAGAACAGACCCAUUUUGCCUGAUAUAUUAUUUGGUCUUUAAUAUUUUGUACUCAGACUGCAUACACCCACCCCAAAGCCACAUCUGACUUAGCGCCUGAUUUGGUGGUUCAGACCAGCCUGACCUAACCUGGAACAAUCUGAACCUGACCCAACCCCUGGAUCCAUAUCACGAUCUGGAGAAAACAGAUUGUUGGAAAUCGCACUUACUUGUAUUGGGAAAUCCAAAAUGGUCACAUCUUUGCAAGACUGGGAACCUGUAUUGGAAUCAGAUAUAUUAAAUUUUAUAGCACAAGUUAAACCUGGACAACCUCCAGUUUAGUUUUUAUUCCAUUUGAAUUACUCUACUCUUAUGCUGAUUGGUGUGUCACAACUCUCACCAGACUAUUUACCCACAAUGCUAAAUCUGGCCAUGUCCCUCUUAGUGGGUUCAAAGCAGUGGUGGUGCCAGUUUGUUUAAAUGGCUCCAAAUUGCACCCAGUGAAUUACAGACCAAUAAGCAUAUUGUCAACCACUGGAAAACUGUAUGCCAUACUGUGGUGCCUCUGGAUACGAACGGGAUCCAUUCCGGAUUGCAACCUGCGUCUGUGGGUCGCGAUUCACUGCUUCCGCGCAUGUGCGUGACGUCAUUUUGACCGUCUGCGCAUGCACGAACGGCGGAACCUGGAAGUAACGUGUUCCGUUACUUCCGGGUCGCCACGGAGCGCAACCCGAAAGCACUCAACCUGAAGCAUAUUUAACCUGAGGUAUGACUGUACAUUGAAAUUCUAUAUUGCUGAAGUGGAUCAAUAUCUUGGAAGCUGAACAAAUUGCUUUUAAAAACGGUGUUUUCAAUAUUAAACAGCAACGUUUGUAAGUUUAGUUUCAGUGAUAUAGUCUUCAGAAUUGUUUAGGCUCAGAAGGACAGUGAAGAAAGUAUACAUAUUUGAACCUUCUCAUUUUUAGGUCUCAUUGGUGAUGAUUAUGCAUACAUAUGCAAUGUGGAGAAGACAAUAGGUUAUUCUUAUUGAUUUUUCUUCUUUCAUGGCUUGUGAUGUUCUUCUUGGAUUGGUUGAACCAAGUAUUGUUUUAGAGCUGAUUGCAAACGCACAAAACCUCAAGAUAAAAACCUGGCGAACCAAAGGCUUAUAUCGCCUAAUAGACUUUUAUAAAAAUAACAAACCCUUGUCAACACAAGAAAUACAAGACAAACUAGAAGACACCCAAAUGCCCUGGUUAACACAACACCAACUACAUGCCCUCUUAAACAACCCAACAGUAAAAUCAGCAGCAACUAGGCCCCUGACAACCUUCGAAAACCUCCUCCUAACAACAAAGGGAAACGGUAAAGGGACGGUAUCCGCAAUAUACAAAAUACUACUCCAAAAUCCCGCAAAUCCCUAGACGCAAUCAAAAAACAAUGGGAGAAUGACAUAGGCUAUGAGAUUAACCCCACUCAAUGGACCAGAAUGUGGUCUAAACCCCCUUUAAAUCCAUAUCAACGAAAAGAAAAGAACUCACACUGAAACUCACCUACAGGUGGUACCUAACACCAAGGAAACUAGCGCUAAUACACCCAGGAACCUCACCAAAAUGCUGGAGAGGGUGCACCUCCACAGGCACAUACCUCCACAAGUGGUGGGAGUGUCCCAAAAUCCAACUAUUCUGGACAACAGCCAUACAAGAAAUAUGUAAAAUAACUAAGCAAGUAAUAGACAUCACCCCAGAAUUGGCCCUACUAAACAUCUUCCAAGACAACAAUGCCCAUUUACACCACAAAGAACUCAUAACCCACCUGCUCUCAGCAGCCAGAAACACCAUAACCAGACACUGGAGAGACCUGUCAGGAGUAAGCAUGGACCAAUGGUACCAAAUAGUAUGGGAAACAGCCCUACUAGAAAAAUUAACUAAUAAACUGAAACUGACACGGGGACAAACAGAAGAAGACGCCUUCACCCCGGUAUGGCUCCCCUUUAUCACAUACACAGCCCAACAGGACAAUGACAAUAAUCCACCAACAGCAUACAAAUCAAUAUGGCUAACCUGAUCCAAAACACCCACCCACCUCACUCACACACGAAAACAAAGAUCACCACAGCCAAUCACAAGCAAACAAUCACACCCUAGGCCAACCCCAACCUCUCUCACCACCAAAGGAACACAAGUGAACAACACAAGCAACGCUGACACCAAACUCUACAUACAUUAAACAUAAUAGAAACACCGCCACCCGACCCCACCCCCAUCCAUCUUCCCUCUCUCCACCCCCCCUUUCUUUUUUCUUUUUUUUUCUUCUCCCCCUAAUGCCUCAACAAAUGAAAUGGAUUUGUAAAAAUGUAACAUGAAAAAAAAAAAUACGAGGCACUACACUUCUGUAAAACAAGAAAAUCCUUAAUAAAAUAUUUUUUAAAAAAAGAGCUGAUUGCAAACUUAGUUCAAUGUUUUUUUUUUACGUAGGCAAUAACAAAAGCAAGAUUGCAAAAACCAGGUGAACCAAACAAUAAAAUAAGUAAGCCAAAACACAACAAAUUACAAAACAAUUAAAUUUAAAAUUAAAAUAUUCUUAAAACAACAUACAGCAUUCACAUCUGCAUAAUAUUGCUUUGAUUUCUCUGUUGUCAAUGCAAAUGAAGCUACAGUGGUGCCUCGCAAGACGAAAUUAAUUCGUUCCACGAGUUUUUUCGUCUUGCGGUUUUUUUCAUCUUGCGAAGCACGGUGUCGGAAAAGCUUUGGAAAAGCUUCAAAAAUCACCAAAGUCUUCAAAAACCUCAAAAAAGGCUACCACACCGCAUGCUAUGAGUUGCUCCUCGAAGUCAAGUCGCAACUGUAUUAACGGUUUUAAGAAAAGGAAACAAACUUGCAAGACGUUUCCGUCUUGCGAAGCAAGCCCAUAGGGAAAAUCGUCUUGCGAAGCAACUCAAAAAACCAAAAACCCUUUCGUUUUGCGAGUUUUCCGUCUUGCGAGGCAUUCGUCUUGCGAAGUACCACUGUACUUUUUCUAUACUGUGACUAUUUUUGCUUUUCAAAAUGACUCCUCUGUGAAGGAACUCUUCCUCGUGUCUGUUAUAAAACUCCAGCAUGUUCUAGGUCACAUGUUCAGUUUACGUAAGGCAUUGGAUAGGCCUUUUGGGCUUCACCAUUGCCUCAAAUGAAGUAAAACUGCAAUCUGAACAUCCCCACAGUAUGAGAUAUAGGAAAGCAAUAGGUAACACUGAUGGUUUUAAUAGUAGUAUAAUAAUCUACUAUUAUUGUUCCUCUCAGUAGUAAGGUUUUGCAAAACACAGAAUUCCCUAGAGCACAGUUUUUUUGGGGGGCAAACUUACUGGAUCAGUGGAUAAAGAUUAAGGCUGUAUUAGUCUCUCUUUUUAAAAUUUAAAUAUUUAUUCAAAAGUUACAAUACAGCUUUGUCCACUUGCCAUAAUAUCACAGAAUGAUCCAGUCCUCAAUCUACUUACUUGGGAGUAAGGUCUAGUUAACUUAUUGGAAGGAAUAUAAUUUAGUAAGACUUUUGAAUAACAUGCACAUGUUCUUGAGGUUGCAAUCCUACAGACACUUCCUUGAAAGUAAGCCUCAUUGCGCACAACAUAUUAUUCCAAGUAAACAUAUAUAUGUUCAGGCUGCUGGUAUAUUUUGUUGUUUUUCUCUCUUUUCAUAAGGAUUGCAGAGCUUUAUUUUGCACGAGAGUGAUACUAUUAAUCAUAGUAAAGAAAUAAUGCCCCUUGUGAAAUGUGGGGUUCCAAGCUGCAAAAAAACCCCAAAAACCCUAAUGAGGUUUCAGCAGAAGAUUUAUGGAUUACGGAGAUGUUAUCUAGCUAACUCCCCUUUGUUUGUUUGUGUUACUUUUCUUCUUAGUGAAUCUCGAUAUGAGCCAAGACUGCCAAGGAUGUGCAACAUGUUCCCAGUUCAAUGGAUGCUUAACAUGUAAACCUCGGCUCUUUUUUUUCCUGAUGAGGAGUCAAAUUAGAGAGAUAGGGAUGUGUUUUUCAUCCUGCCCCAAUGGAUAUUAUGGACAACGGUACCCAGAAAGAAAUGAGUGUAAAAGUAAGUUGAAGGAAAAGUUGCAGCUACUCUUUUUAUGCUGUCUUGUGAACUCUUGUCAUGGAUAUGAGCCACUAUUCCAACGCUACCCCAUCAGAUAGUCCACUGACAAUGGGCUCCUCUGUUGUGUUGCUCUCUUCUUGACACCACCUGCUUCUCUGUCAAACCUGGGGGGGGGGGGCAGUGGGGCUCUCAAUGACUUACCAUCCAUUUACUUCAGAGUAGAGUGAUGGCCAGCCAAAUUCCCAGUCUCCACCAGGGAGCUCCAGUCCUUCACCUCUCCUGAUCUCCUUUUAACUUAAAGUUAGUAAUGUAGCUAAGCAUAACCCUCAAUGUUAGAAGAAACUGGUACAGCCCAGGAAUCCAGUUUAUUUGAGUUUGUCUAAGGGAGAGAAAGCAGUGGCUAUGCACAGUGAAAAUAAAAUGCUAAAUAUUGGUCUCUCCUAGGGUACAAUAUGUUGGCUGGUUGUCUUGCUAUUUAAAAAAUAAAAUAAAGUAGCAUAAUAUUUAAAUGUUUGUUGUGUUGUUAUUAAUGAUUAUGGUAGGAAUGAUGAAAGUUUUUUAUCUAAGACAAGCCUCAUUUUAAAAGAGAUGUAAAACUACUAUGGUAGUAUGUGGGUAAUGGGUUCUGUGAUAUUGCAAAGUGGCAGGACCUGUUUCCUUGAACCUUGAUCCUGGAUAGAAAAUUAUACAAUGGGACAUAGUAUGUUGAGUGUGCUUCCACAGAGGCUUAACCACUCAAAAUGAUUCUGUCUGUAUGCACCAAGCUUUAUAGGCUAGCCACAUUGAGAAGCAGAAAGAUCAUGGGCCAGCCUAGAGCUAUAACUGUCAGUCCUUCCAGCCAGAUUCUUCUUGCAAUGGGGUUGACUCAAGCAUCUUCAGUUGCUGAUCCCUAAUGGAUACAAACUCUGUCUUGUAUAUGGCACCACACUAACUUAAGUAGAUCAUGGUAUACAUGGCAGUAAUUGCUUAUUUCUCGCCCUUCAGAAUGUAAAGCUGACUGUGAAACCUGCUUCAAUAGAAAUUUCUGCACAAAGUGUAGAAAUGGGUUUUACUUACACCUUGGAAAGUGCCUUGGAAACUGCCCUGACUGGCUGGAAACCAACAAUCACACUAUGGAGUGCAACAAUAUUGGUGAGUAAGCUGUCUGUCCCAAAAAGCUGUACCCAGUACAUCAUUUCCAUUUGUGGAAUAUAGCCUCUGUUGGUUUUUGCUUAGACAUGCAGUUUAAAUCUUGCAACGGGGAAAUAUUCACAAAUAAAAUGUUUGUACUUCAGAAAAGGGGUUUCCCACCUUUGUAGACAUUUGAAAGAUUUUUGGGGGGGAGUGUUCUGUGGACUUACUUGUUAUGAUGGUUGUCAUAACUUUUUCUGUGGUUGUAUGAGUAAGGUGGAGGCCUGCUGGUGUAUGGUAGUAUUCCUGCUAGCGGAUCCUAGUUGAAAUACAGUAAACUGAGUGUUUCAAAAGCAUGGUGGGAUGGGAUGCACUGGAUCCCAAGCCAGUCUUACAGACAUUGAUCACCAACAUCAGACUUCAUCAAGAUCACUGUGCCAGCUUGGAACUCACAAUGGGGUGAAGCCUGGUUGUCCUGCCCCCUCCCUAGAUUUUCUGCUACUGCCACCAUGAGCAGCUGGGCUGCAUCAUUUGAAUUAAAUCCUAAAAUACCAAUUCAUUUCAAAACAUAAUACCACAACCCAAAUAAAUAAUUCAUUUUUUUGUCAAUUCUAACAGUUGUGCCAUUUUAAACUCACUAUAUAAUAUGUAUAUGCAUAUGUAUAUGUAUAUGAUGUAUAUGUAUAUUUGUGGGGGGGGGGAACCAGUGGCCCAUCAGAUGCUUUAAUUUCAUUUCACUUUUGAUUUGCAUACCACCUUUCUAUACACAAUGUGGUUUACAAGCUGGAAAGAAAGCAGAAUAUAGAAGAUCACACCCACUUAUAACAAUUCAAUACGAAUGUUGUUGAACUCCCAACUUCCUUCAGCCUCAGCCAGCAUGGCCAGUGGUCUGGCAUUAUGGGAAAUGAGCAACAUCUGGGGGAGGGUGCUACAUGUUCCUCACCCCUGUGUUAAAAUACAUAAACCAGAGUCAGGUAUGACAAAACUUUCUGGCGCAGUUUAUUAUUACAACCAGCAACCAGUUCCUCAAAAGUGCCAAGUGCAGGAAGUGGCAAUCAGAUUUCUUGGACCCUGUAGUAGAUGAUCUGUCUCACAUGCCCCACUGUGUAUUAUUUCCUGGUGCAGUUCUUAAAAGCAGCAACAGAGACAGGGUUGCUGUUCAUUCUCUUCCCCUUUGCUCUGGAUGCUCCCGGUGCUUCCAUACAGUUCAAGUGUAUCUAUUUUUUAUGUGUGCAUUUAUAUUUUGACACAUGAACUUAUGUCUACAUCCUCUAUAAGGCAUUGCAAGUGUUUAGUCAGAGAUGACUGGUCACAACUUGGAUCCAUUCAAUGGCCUCAUUCUGCAAGAACCAUGUUUAUUUGACCAAUGCCUAAAUCUGUACAUAGGAAUCAAUUCAGCCAGUGCUACUUUCCAAGAAAAGCCUAUUCGUUUAGUUCAAGCAUUUUCUUCUUAGGAGUUGUGUUUACUAGAUUACAUGCUUAGCAUAUUGAUUCAAGCUUUCUGCUGCGAGCAGGUGUGACUCUCACCAAAUUAACAGAAUCACACCUCUGAAAGCCCAUGUUAAUAUGUCUCAAAGAGUACAGAACAUAUCAAGUUAUGUCUAAUCACACUGAUGUGCUAAAGCCAUCACUAUAAGGUUACCAUUAGUAGUAGGACCUCUGUUGCUGAAUCUUGCAUCUUACAUUUAUCUGAAAUACUUGAAUGAUACAAUACUUGUUUGGCAGCUAACUAUUUGCUAAGCUGUUCAAGUUGUCUCACUUAACAGCACUGAAAACCCAGUGUCAUGCUAGGUGAUGGUUUCCAACUGGCCCAAACAGAUGAUCUUGCAUCAACCAAUGAACUACUAGUCACAAUGGCUACUACCCACAAUGCCUAUGUUCUACCUCCACUGUGCAAGCCUCUGAAUACUAGUUGCUGAGAAUCACAGGUGGGGAGAGAGCUGUCACACUCAGGAUCUGCUUGUGGGUUUCUCAUGGGCUUCUGGAUGGCCACUAUGAGAAUAGCAUACUGGGGCGGAUGGGCCUUUGGCCUGAUCUAGCAGGGCUAUCCUUAUGUUAAGCUUUCUGCAGAAUGGAGACAAACAUUACCACUUACUAAUGUUUGUGGAUCAGAAUGCUGCUAAUGGCACAGAAACAGACGAAAGUGAAAAAGUUGGCAGUGCUACUCCAUGAAAUUGCCCUUAGCUUUUACACUCUGAUUUGAGCAAGCACCUCAUAUGAAACAAACCUUUGAGAAAACAUACAUUCAAGAUCAUAAAGAUUAAUUUUCUCUAGACCUCUGACGCACAUGUAGAUUAAAUAUGUGAAGUGCAAGGUGUGAAAAGAAUAUAUUGUGUAAGUUCUGCAUAAAUUUGGGGCUAUUUGGCCAUACUUACUUGCUUUCUUUAAAUUAUUUUUUUUAUUAAAGAUGUGUGUGUGUGUGUGUGUGUGUGUAACAAAAAACUACAUAUAGCGUCUCCACUUUAAAUUUAUAGAGGCCAAACUUAAUUUAUGUCAUAUUUUUGUUGCAGUGCAUUGUAAAGUUAGUGAAUGGAGCCCAUGGAGUCCAUGCAUGAAGAGAGGGAAAAUGUGCGGUUUCAAAAGGGGGAAUGAAACGAGGAAAAGAGAAAUCUUACAACUUCCUACUACAAAGGGUAAACCAUGCCCACAUACAACUGAGACAAAAAAAUGUAUUGUACCGAAAACGAGAUGCCAGACAAGACAAACAGGUACUUGCGAUCAUUAUUCUUUCAUAUUUUGGAACUGAUGAAUACCAAUUCCUUAUAAAGGCGUGAUUUCGUCAGAAUUUUUGUUGGGGCUUAAUAGUACUUUGGUUUUAGAAAAUCCUAAAACUUGGCAUGUUGGGAAUGUUGACUCAUGAUUUUCAUUCCUUUAAACAAGGUUUGUUUAAACAAGGUAUUAUCCGGAAGCUGUAAGAGUCAUUUAUGCCAUUAUGCCAUUCCUCAGUUGUGACACUUGGAGUUAAGUCACUGUUUAAACAGUCUGGCAGAGGAAGACUAGAGAAUAGCUAGAUAUUCUGAAUGCAAUAUUAGCUACAGUGUUUACAAGUUGUGAGUAGCUGAAUACGAUGACUAACCAAGCAAGCCAUUACUCCAAGUAUGGUCCAAUUAUGCCGGAUGGCGUGGGGUGCAGGGAGGAUAUAAGCCGCUGCAGCAGCAGGACAGUGCCUGCCAUAUCCUUUCCUGAUCCAGAACAGGAGGAAGAAAACACACAAGUCCCCAAAGAACAGAAUGGAACAACAGUGACAACCACUAUGUGCAUAGGAGCACUGCUUACAACCCCCCCCCCCAUAUUGACUGGUGCAGGGAUGUUGCGGCAGUGUCAUGGAGUGAAUGUGACAACAUUAUGGCAUUGCCUUCAUGAUGGCCAGAUAUACUGUAGAUGGAAACAAUGCAUUCAGUCACAGGGAAAGCUUGCCAGCCUCCCCCCUCCAUGAUGCCACAGCAACAUCCCCACUCCUGCACUCCACAAGCUCUCACUGCUGAGUCAACAGCAGGACCAUAAAAGCCCCGCAGGAAGGGGUUUGAGUCACACCACCCACAUUUGAAGCUUUUCGACUGCAUACCACAAAGGAAACAAAGUCGUAUAGGACACAGUCUCCCUAUACAGUAGAUGUUUUGGAUGGAGGCCUGCCGAAAGAGUUCAGAAGUCUUUCUGUGGAAAGUGGGAAGAAAGGAGCUUUUUGCCAGGCAGAAAACUGGGGCGUGCAGCAAAGAAAGCCACAAACAUACCCCCUGUGGGAUAGCUUCCCCAAAACUCAGUGCAUAGGGCAUGGGGCAUGCAAACAGGUUGGAUUUCAAGGCCCACCAUAGGGAAUGCCAAGAAGUCCCACUCAGCUUUGGCAUUUCUAGCCAGCAGCAAUCAUGUCAGAGACAAACAAUAGGAAGCUGCCAGGACUUUGGGUCACACCACAAACUCCACAAAGAAGCACCCAACUUCUUCAGCCACAGCAGUCAACUGAAGGCAGAUACGUAAUAUGACAUUCAUGGAGAAAUGUCUCAGCUGCAGUAUGACCAAUACAUAAACCAGGAUGACCAUGGCUGCAGAAGGAGGCAUAGCUCUGUGGAACAGCUCAGAUGUUACAUGCAGGAGGUUCCUGGUUUAAUCUGGGAGAGGAGCGCCUCCUGGAAGAGAGUUCUGGGACACACAGUGUCCCAGAGAGAGAGUCGUUUCUGUGCUAAUCAAGGUGUGCUAUGUGAGACGGUAGCCUAAUUCAUGUAUAGACCAACCAACCCUUUUGGCAACCAUUGUGAUCAACCCUCCCCUGCCAUUUUGCCUGGUAGACUAGCCACACUAGAUAGCAGGCCUAAUCAUUUAUCACUUUCCCCUUGCCAAAUAGUAGUGGCAGCCAUCUAUUUGUGUGUCAUGAGAGGUCUAGCUGUUUGUGCCAAGUGCUCCCUUUGUAUGUAAAGUUCCCUUUCUCUAUGGAUUCCAUUGCCAGAAUUCUUCUUUGUGUGCUCUAAGUGUUCAUGAUAUGUGAGGCCAGAGAGAUAUAGCCCCAUGCCAAAUGCUUUGUCAUCUGAGUUAUGGCCUUUGUUGGGGAGUUUAUAGACAAGUCUUAUGGGUUGUGAUUGAGUGCAUAGUUAUGCCAUAUCCUAUAUUCUGUUGUAAUGAUGUGGAUGGGGCAGUGGGCAGUAGGUAUAACCCUGAAAUAAGUUUUAUAGAUGGAAUUGUUGUUAUCCCAACUCUGUGAUCGCCUAAAGUUUCGCCAUUGUUGAAAACAUAUUUGAGGUCUGAAGAAAUAUGGGAUUUGGUGUAAGCAUGGUCGUCUCCUGUCCUUCCCAUGUAUCCACCUGUUUUGGUUGCUACCCCUACUUUCCUAGGUUGUAUGUAGAAAACUGUGAUGUUGCUAACUAUAGCCAAUUGAAUUGACUGCUGCAUGUCCUAUAUAGUCGUUUGGUGAAACUCUUUUUUUCUUUAGAGUGGUGCUUUCAUGAAAAUAUCCCUUUGUGUGUGAUGUGUUUUUAAAAAGGUGGGGUUUUUUGUCUUAGUAAUUUUUUUAAUUCUGUCUUGUGUUGUUUUGCAUUUAUUUAUUUCAUAAAAUUUACACACCUCUUGAUUGUUUUAAAAAAACUUAAAGCAGUUUACAAAAAGAAUAAAACAAUAAAAUUAUUGGUAAAGAUGGUUAAAAGCAACUAUUUAAAACAUUUUUUAAAAAAAUCAAAAUCAGUGAUAAAAUAUGUUAAAACACACAUCAACAUUCUACAUACAGUAUAUGGGGAGGUUUGCCUAAACAAAAUGUCUUUAACAGGCACCCAAAAGAAUACAGUGAAGGUGCCUCUCUGGUGUCAAUAUGUAUUAACGUAGAAGACUGUUAGCGGCGAGCCAGGUCUCAGAAAACUCAAAAGUUUAAGUCAGAGUGGGGACACAACCCAGCCCACAGCUAUGAUAUAACAGAGCAGUUGUGGAUCAGAAGAUGGCCAGGCCUGCCAAGGGUCAUUGCAACAGCUUCCACCACUCACAGUUAGUGUCGAAGGCUGUUUUAUGAAUGCUGGGCCAUGUGGUAUCUGGAUCCUUAUUGUGCCUGGUUAUAAUAAGGGAGAAAAGGAAGAGUAAUAAGCAGAACACAGUGUUGUGUACUGCAGUGCUAUACAGCACAGUUGAUUUGUGGACCACACCCUGUAAAAGUUUUAUAUGCCUUCCUGUUCGUCUGAUCUCUUUUCUACUAAACCACAGUACCUUUUAGUUCUUUUUCAUUGCUUUAUCCUUCCUGCCCCACUUAGUGACUUGCAUGCUGCAAACUGAUUUGAUAUGCGCAAUUCUAAAGGGAUCCCAACAGCUCAUUAUAUUAAUGUGAUUUCCAGAGAUAUUCUAGAUACGCUAAGGAAGUAUUUGCUAUUUAACGACUCCAUUAACUUUCCAUUGAUUUUUCACUUCUAAAAAUAAAUGCACAUUAGCAAUUUUCACUUUUUGCAAAUGGCCUUGGUUUCUACUGCCUAGCAUGUAAAUUUCAAAGUUGUUUGCAAGAAACCAGUGUUAUGUAUUCACACAUUUUAUGAUGUGUCUGUUCACCUGAAUGAGCCAGGAAUCUAUUUUAUGGGAUAUGCCUACACGUCCAAUUAUCAAUACCUUUUCGUUAGGUACUAUUGGGGAACUUUAAGAGAAUAUGAGAUGAUAAACUUCUAAAAUACAAUAAGCUGUAGUGAAAUAUUUCACUUGACAUUAACGGCUAUAGAAUCCAGCACUACAGGAUAGUUCAGAGAUGGUGUGAAAGGAUGGGCAAAAAGCGGCAGCCUAGUGCAAAUGAGACUAUUGUCCUCUUCCAUUGGCCAUGAGUGGUUAUAGAUAUAUAGCUGGAUCGAGGUGUCAACAUGCACCUGCUUCCUACAUAUGGCUCAUCUUUUGCCCAUAUGUAGCCCACAGAGAUUCAGUUGGAACACUUUUAAUUGGAAGAGGCUUUAUUCAAAGCCACAGACUUUUGAAAUAUCUUUGGGAAACUUUUCACAUUUACUUGUCUGCCAAGGGUUCUUUAUACAUUGCAGAUAGUUCUGGAUCAUAUUUUAGGCCACAUGCAUUGUACUGGACAGCCCUGCUAGGACUCAUCCUUAACCUUAUGUGAACUGAAUCUGGGAGCAAAGUCUGGAACACACCCAGCCAAAGUGGAAAAUCUUCAAAGGUGAACAAGAUGUCUUUCAUGAAAGCUUGCCUACUAUUCUUGCCUUUCCCACUGAGGAACUACAGAUAUAUUUCCAAGUAAUCCUGGGGACACAGUUUGCAAACCCACUUAUUUGAGUGAUCUAAUGAUGGAAGGCAUACCCUCCAACAUCUCUCUGGUGAAAAUAGGGACAUCCCAUUCCAUAAUUAUAAUUUUACUAUUUAUACCCCACACAUCUUACUGGUUUCCCCAGCCACUCUGGGCAGCUUCUAACAUAUAUAAAAGCAUAAUAAAACAUUAAACAUUUUUAAAAAACCCUUCCCGAUACAGGAUUGCCUUCAGAUGGCUCAGGGGUCAGAUAACUCCAUACCGUCCAACAUUUCUCCAAUGAAAAUAGGGAUGUCCUAAGGAAAAGUGGGACAAACCGGGAUGGCUUCUCUGAAUCAGGGACGUCCCUGGAAAAUAGGGACACUUGGAGGGCCUGGGAAGGGAUUUUUUUUUUUUUUAUGCCUUAAGUUAUGUCAAACAUUUGAAUUCAUAUAAAGAUUUCAUUUGGUUUUGAAGAGAGGAAGGCCAAAAUUUUGGCCACAUCUAAUAGUUUUAUUUAUUUUUUCAGAUCAGUUCAUCCAUCCCUAAUUAGUAUAUCUGUCCAUGUAGUGCAUCCAACAUAUUUGUAGACCGGAUCUGAUAAAUAUGCAGUUGACUCUUGUAUAUACAGAGUCCAGUCGGACGUCCUGUUGGGCUUUCAGUAGAUUUCCUAGAACACUGUUUAGCUAAAAUUCACAAAGCCAUUCCUCAGUGUUAGUGUUGCUGUGGUUUUAGAUGAAGACAAUGUAACACAAUACCAGCAGGCUCAAAGAAUUAAGCAAUUAAAUUCCUCUUAUUUACGCCCACUCUCAUACCACACAGAUUCGGACAUCAGUGAAAUGCAAUGAGUUGCAAAGAAAAGUGGGCUGCUCAUUUAGCGUUCCUGUGGGACACGUUGUUGCAGAGUUCAUCUCUGUUCACUUUUCUUUGUUUAUGAGCAAAGAUUCAAUUAACAUUUUGUGAAACUGCUCCAGAGAAAAACAACAGAAGCAGCAUAAUGCAGUUUAUUAAAAGAGAAAGAGGUUUCAAUUCUGUGCACAUGUGCCCUGGAAUAAGAUGCCUUGCUCGGAUGUCAGACAAACUUCUGAAUAAAUAUCCUAACUAGGCAUAGGUUAGGCUGAAUAUGAAAGAGGGUACAAAAUAUUUUACAGGCUGACAUACAUAUGCAAAAAAGUUAAACCAGAGUACUUCUGAUAAUAAUCCAAAGCAAUCAAAUCCCACUGACUUUGGCUUCCAUCGAAGUAUUUUGGUGUUACCAUUGAACAGUCUUUUACCAACCAAAAUUUAUGUUGGCGGUAUGAUUUGAAUUCAUGAAUUUAUAGUGAGUUUCAGAAACAUUCAAAAAUGUGUCUGAAAAUUGCUGUUAUAUAGUUUUUAAGUAUGUUUGCUGUGAGCAUGCUACAAUAUUAUUCUGGAAGCUCUUUCAUUCCUACCUACCAAUAUGAUUACCGCACUUUUCUGUGUGUAAGACGAUGUGUUUUUUUUACUCUAAAAUAAUGUUCAAAAUCAGGGGUCAUCUUAUACGUGGAUAGUGCUGAGGGGGGACGGGCGAUUAGUUACAGCCGCGAGCAGGAGCUUGUCAGCAGCGAUAGGGUUGGUGAUUGGUGGCUGCGGCAAUGGCUGCUGUGGAUUGGCUGCCACUGCGUCAGUUGGGCAUGCACUUGCCAGCUGCUGGUUUAUGGCUUCUGUGAUGCAUGCAAUUGGCAGCAUUUGUCAGUCUGGUGAGUGAUUUUUGGCACCCCCCCAAAAAAAGCUCAACAACUCUGGGCCAUCCCCCCCCAUUUUCUUAAAUUGGAUUCCCCCAAAAUAGGGGUCGUCUUAUACAUGAGGGCAUGUUAUACAUGGAAAAAUACGGUAUGUUAUGCCUGCAGGUUUGGAUAUCUUUUGUAGAUAAGAAAUGCCUUCUCUUUUACAGAGGGUAUUUUUGGCUUUUAGUAUUAUUUUACAUUGUUUUAUUAUUAGUAUAAUCAAGGGGAACAAGCUAAGGUUGCUUUUUUUUAAAGCUGUGAUUCAACAGCUGAGGACUCACAUAGGCGUUUUGGGAACCACUCACUAGAAACAUUGCAAGAGGUUGCCCCAGGUUCAAGAAGAGAGCCCUCAUCAGAACCUAGGCAUCUUCCUCUUGUAGUUUCCUAUCAGAUUCCAGCAUGGUAAUGAAGACAUUAUAACUACAGUGGCCAGUGGCAAAAGAGGAGCACAUUCAUGCACCUUAUAUAGAUUAAGUUAGAAGAAGGAAUUUCAGCAGGAUUCUACCCCCAGUCAGUCUCAAAGUGCCCUCUGACAGUUUACCAGGUAAAUAAGGGCCUUCUGUGGGUGCCACCCUGUGAGGUGAGGUGGGUUGGUAUCUGGAAGAGGACCUUCUCAGUGAUGGCAACACAACGAUGUGUGUUGGAAAGUAUGCCUGUUGCCUACUUUGUUGUCCUUUUGGCACCAGGAAAGGGCAAUCUUCAGCCACCAUGACUUCUAAAUCAUUUUAGCCCUGCGGAUUGCCUUUAUCUGGCAGCAACCAUUUUGCUAUGUGCUUGGGCCCCACACACAUUGGCAGAGCAUGCAUAAGCCCAUCCCAUUGUGUUCCACCUUGUUCUGCCCCUGUUCUGCCCUCUUCCAAGUCCCAAAAGACCCAUGCAUCAGCAGCAGCGCGUCAAUUGAGCGCGAGCAAAAUGGUCGCUGCCUGUACCUGUAUUUUAAUUUGAUUUUUCUUCUUUUAAUGUAAUCUGUCUUGGAAAUUUCUUUGGAAGGGCAGUAUAGGCAUUUCUAUACUUACAGAAUGUUCUGAAGCCUAUUCUCAGGAUCAGCCUUCAGUUCUGGAUUAUAUGACAGUGUGUUUCUCUCUUUUGUAAAUAUCGGCAGCCUUUAUUGGGCACCUCUUACUAAGCAAACAAGGGUCCAUCUCUCUCUCUGCACUGAAGGAUCUCAAGCAACUAUGCCUGCUGCUCCUUUCUCUGCCCUUCCCUUCUGGCAACCUAAGCUGUUCUCCUUCAAAUACUGUAUAGUUUUGCAUGCAAAAGAGACCAUGUUAGUCCCCAGCAACUCCAGAAGUGUUUGGGAAAGUCUCCUUGGCUGAACCCUCAGACAGCUGCUGCCAGACAGAGGAGACAAUACCAAAUUAGAUGGACUACUGAUCUCAGUAGGGAUAUGGUUGUUUCAACCCAAAGUGGCAUACGUUGAGUGAGUGAAUAGCCAGAACUGGAUAUGACCCACAGCUGUCCAAGAUUUUAAAACAUAAAAGGGAUUGUGCAAAACCUUUCGUCAACACAACUCAGUUCAUAUAACUAAGAUACACUUUCAUUUGGCAGUAUGAUUUCAGCAUGUUAAUUAUAACAUCUUCAUUUGGCAUUUAGGGAAGAUCCACAUCAUGCACUUGAAGUGCAUUCAACAUAUAUUAAAAGCACAAGACACCCCCCCACCCCCAAAUCCUGGGAACUGCAGUUUACCCCUCAUAGACCCACAAUUCCCAGGACCCUUAAUAAACUACAGUUCCCAGAAUUCUUUGUAGAAAAUAAUGAGCUUUAAAUGUAUGUUGGAUGUGCUUCAAAUGUAUGCUGUGGUCCUGUCUUUAUGUACUUUAUUUACUACUAGCACAAAAUAUUUUUGGCAAUAUUCUCUGCCACUGUUUUGCUCUAGCCCAGUAUUCCCUGUAUUGGAAAAGGGUGUGUGGACAGAACGCAGCAUUGCCCUGGAUUAUUCUAGUGUGUCAGGAGUGUACAGUGCAUAGUGCAGCAGGAGUCUUCGAUGGCAAAAAGUUAGGUGCAGCUCAGAGCUACAAAGCCUCUUCCCAUUCCUAUGGGGUAGUAACAAAAUUGUAACCUGCAGUGGAGGAUAACCUGCCUCUAGUAUUCAAAAUUUGAAACAUGUGUAUGGUGGAAGGCGAAGCAUUUCAUUCCCAGUCUACUUCUUUCCCUGUCCCCGCAUCAAAAAACAUGCUGCCUUGAGGAACUUGGAGCAGAUGCUGAGACUCUUGCAGCUGAGGCGUAUCACGCCAGCACGAUCCUCUAGCAACAGCAUGUGAAUGACACCAAUGUGGUUACGGUUAAUGCCCUUUCUUUGUGGUUAUUCCCCAGGCUGCUGAGGCUUCAGAAUUAACAUGAAGCUAAUUACCGUAUCUCAGUGUUGACAUUUUGCAUACGCUGCUGGGUCAUCAUAACUUGGAUUCUGUGACUCCAAGCUACUACUAUAAUUAUGAAAAUCCUGUGAAGGGUUUGGCUGUUUAUUUUUAAUGGUUUUUUUCUGCCAGCAAAUCCUCUUUUAUUCCCCCCCUUUCUUCCUUGCAGCAAUUUCCCCCCCUCCUAAGGUAGCACAUUUCUGCUUCAUUUUGAGUACUCCUGAGAGCUCAGUUGCAGGCUCCCAGUUAUAAUCGUGUUGUGACAGAUUGGCUUCAGCUAUGAUGACUUAAAUACAACCAACAGAGGGGAAGCAUGAGAGAUAAUCCUUACCAUCCUUCUCCAUUAGCAUAAGCAGCUGCCUUAGGGACAAGCUAGACAUGAAGUUAAUUAUGUGAAUGUGGUUAAGGCAGGGAUAGUGAAUGUGGUGCCCCCUCAAGAUGUUGUUGGACUACAGCUCCCAUCAUCCUUGCCCAUUAGCCAUGUUGGCUGGAUCUGAUAGGAGACAGAGUCCGGAAACAUCUGGAGGGCACAAUCUUAACUGGGUUAAGAUGCACACCUAAAAAACAGUAAAUAGCAGUCACAGAGGGUUCUAGCAGAAGCAGAACUGUAGAGGUUGUGGAAGAAGUUUAACUCUUUUCUUCCUUGCCAUGUUCACCCCCACCAAAUCUUCCACAGCUUCUAUUUGCAUCAGAAGGGAAUCUUUUUAUUGGUGCCAACAGAGUCAGUACAUUAGUUUGUUCACUCAAGGAGACAGUACUUUCCACAUCCUUUUUAUUUACCAUUGGUGGCCAAUGAGGUGAUUCACCAGUAACCAUUCUGUGGCGAUCAAGGAGUACCAUGGGAUUCAUUUCCAUGCUUUGUUAUGACUGACUGGUAAAAGAGACGGGAUAUAAAUCUUUGUGUAUAAGGCGCAUCGCAGCACUGGGAGGUUGUGGAAGUGAAGAGGGAAGAGGCCAUAGCCAAAGCCAUCCGAGCACAUGGUUGCUGAUAUGAUAUCCCAGUGCAGAUCCAGGCUGCUUCUGCCUCCACUACCACCUCCCAUCUCUUACGGUACAAGUGGGAAUUCCAUUCCUCUCUUGAUUGUCAGGCAGCGGCUGCAGGCAUAGCAAAGCCACCUCACCAGCUGCCACUGCUUGCUACCUAAGAUGCCAAGGAUUGAACCUGGAACCUUCUUCAUUCAAAGCAGAUGCUCUCUGUUGCUGAACCAUGGUUCCUUCCCCAGCUAGCAGUAUACUAAAUGAAAAAUGCCUGAGAAAAUCUGUAACACACUUGAGUUACCUAUACACAAACAGUGCAUUGGGAUUUGCAGUGCGCUGCAACAGGGUUUUUGUGGGGUGUAGUAGGCUAGUUUGCACAACACGAUAAACCAAACCAUGGCUUAGUAAGAAUGCAUGGGCUCCAAGAGAGGAGUUUACAGCUGCUUUUCUCCUUUUGACUGUUGUGGUUUAUUGGGCUAAGCCAAGACUUGGUUUAGCAUGUCCAAACUGGGACUCAUGGUUAAGCUUUAUCCUCACUAACCACAAACUGUAGCCAAGAACAAACCUUGACUACUGCUCAUGGUUAGUGAGGUCAGAGCUUAACCACAGACUACAUGCUAAGCCAAGCCAUGGCUUACUUUAGCAUAGCAGGCCAGCAAGAGGAAUGGGCAGGAGGAGCAACGUGGCUGCAAGCUUCUCUUCAGGAGCCCACACAUUCGCAUCGUUUUGGUAAGCCAUAGUUUGGCUUACUGUGUCAUAUGAACAAGGAGGAUGAAUACGGGAGCCCAAGUUGAAGAAAGAGCCGAAUAUCUCCUUUCUAGCAUUUCUGUACCAGUUCUAUCACACAUUCUGCAUCUGAUCCAUAUAUGGACAAAAGUCAAUCUCCCCCGGGUCUCAGAGUGGUGCUUGGUUGCUCAUUGCAUUAGCAGAAAGCUCACCUCUUUCUCCCCCAGCUGUUCUCUCUGCUUCUUAACUCUUCAAACAGGCAAAGAUGUAGCAGAGGGGUCACUUGGCAGCCUUCCCCCCUCCUCUGAAGCUUGUGCUGAAAAUGUGUUGGACUUAAUGCAAGUAAACAACUUUAUUAACCAGAUUAUAAAUCAUUUUGAAACUUUAAAGCGUAUGUUGAACACUCUUGUACUCUGCAACCAGAGAAAACAUUUUUUAAAAAAAUAAAGAAUAAAGAAUUGACCAUAUAAUAGCUACUUUCCCCCAAACUGCUAAGCAAAAUAAAUUAAUCAAUGUACAUUUUUAUGAACUUUUUAUUAUUCAGAGCUCUGAUUUCAACAUUCUAAAUACUGCCCUUCCUUCAUCAGUGGCUGGCAGCUUAUUAAAUGCUGAGGGCCACGUAGGCAAAAUGUAAUGAGCUGGAUCACUGUAGUUAAUUUAAGAUGUUUUUAAUUGCUAAUUUACAUAAUUAUCACAUCAAACUCUAAUUGAUGGGUAUGUUAACCUCCCCCCACCUCACCUUUGCAAUACUUUUAUAGUGAAGCUGAUAAGCUUGAUAUUUGGAGAUAGACCUAAUCCUCAAGUUGUGUGAAUGGUAUGGGAAGUAGCUGUCUUGUGGGUUAGUACAUUCCUGUUAGUGGAACUGCUCAUUUUCAGGUGGUUCUAUUUAUGUGGUUUAAAUUUAUACCAAACCAUAUGGGAAAUGCUUCACUCAAGCGGCUUCUGACAUGGCUUGGGACCUCAGUGCCACUCCAGUAAUGUGGAAAUAGAGCCUUGCAAACCAAGAAACCCCAAAUGUGUAAUACUGCAGACAGCAUUCAAGGCAGAGAAAAAAUAAGAAGGGACUGCAUAAGACAACUUUCAAGGGUUUCAUAUAUUUUAUUUUAUUUUACUCUUAUGUUUGACUGACUGCCACAUUUCAGGAUUCUCAUAAUGCACAUUUUUUUCCCUUCAGGAGUUGAUGAAUGCAUUAGAUUUCAUAAAUAAGUAUUUUAACCACCUUUUAGUAGUAAAAAACUAGUUGACUGAUUCAGGAUACUCAUCUAGAAAUUCACAGUUCAAGGCGUGAAACUUAAAUGGUAAAUAGUACCACCUUCUGACACUCAUGUGUCUGGCAAAGGGCUUAUCCAAACUUCCUAUUAUUAUUACCCCCCCCCAUUCACCCAAAGGUCCCAGGGUAGGUCACAACAAUUAAAACACAACAUGGAUAUUAAAAACACAAUAUUACUCAAUACUGAAAACAGUUUAAAACAACUUAAAAGUAUGCCUUUGUGUCCGUUUACACAGAAGUUCACUGCUUGUUUGCAGCAUUUUAUCUUAUUUUUUAAAAAAUUAUUUGUAAUUUUCAUUUAUAUACAUUACAACAAUUAUUUUGCCAAAUUUUAACAUUUUCAGUUUUGACCCCCUUUCCCCUUUUUGCAGUUCUUUACAUUUAUUUUCGUCCUUUCCUGCAUACUCCAAAUUGUUUUAACUUAUUCUUUUAUUCUCUCUCUCUCUCUUACACACACACUUGAUUUCUUAUUCCUCCAGUAACUUUUGCCAUUUCUGCAUACUCCAUUAGUUUCUGUGUCCACUGUUGGUAUCUUUCCUUCAGAAAGAAUAUGAAGAAAUGGUUAUAGAUAUGGAGGAAUAUGGAAGAACAAUAUACUAACUAUUAAUUAUGUUUUAUCUACUUUUAGAACAAAUGAGUGAGGAAUAAGAUUUUCUUUUUUGGGGGGUGGGAAGCUCUGUUGAUGAUCCAACGUCAUGUUGAGCAUGCCAGGCAACUUGGCUUUAAGCCAGUUUAGUGUCACAUAGAGGAGACUGUGUGGGUUUUAGUCACUUGAGGCAAAACAAAACCAUACAUUCGCACAUCAUGUUUGCACCAAGAACCAGUCUGCUCCACCAGACCCUUCCAUGCACCCAGUUUUCCUUCGCCUGGCAUCUUUCCCAGGACUAUUCUAAACAAGCAGUUCGCCCUGCUGCUGCAACAGAAACAAGCAGCUUACUUUCCCCUGCGCUCCUCGAAUGACGGCUGUUUUUCUAGAGAAUACUGACACAUAGUGGAAAGGCCAGGAACUGGACGGACUGGGUGGAGGAGUUGCUCCUGGCUCCUUCUCUUCUUGGAUCUGGCAUUUUAGCCUUUGAAUGUUGAAAAUAUCGUGAGUGGAGGGGAAAGGAAGGGCAACGAAGAGAAGGAGAAAUAAUUUAUAAGUACCUCCAAUAAAACACGGCCAAAGUAUGCAAAACAUUUUGGAAAUGCCAGCAGCAGAGGAGGAAACAUUUUUAAAUGUAAUGAAAGCAAAAUUUAGUACUGUUUAAUUAUUUUUCCAUGGAAUAUUUCCUUGUAUAGCAACGCUGUUACGACGCUGCUAACCACAGAAUUCAGUAGUAUUUACUUACUAUUACUAGCCGGAGUCUUUAUGGGCCGAUUUCAAAGUGGAACAAAAUCACUGGCAUCUCUUUCCCUCAGACAAACUAUUCCAAGCAUCACCUUUACCAACGUUUUUACAAAGAGAAGGCCUGAAAGGCACAGGCUGUUCCACUUAUUAGGAAGUGGUCUAGAAAGUGUCCAAGUCAGCGUAGGCAUUAGAAAAAUGGUUACUGUUUGAGAAAUGGACUGACAUCAGGCCCAAAAGGGACUGGUAAAUCUUCAUCUAGUCUAGACUCUUGCCUAAUACAAACCACAUUUAUCAAGCUAUUGUGGUACUACGUGCAGCUAAACUAAAGCACAUAUUAGAGGGGGCGGUGGAAAGACAUCCAGGAUUGAAGUAAAUAGCAGUUUGGGUUUGGGUUUGUGUAUCGUCUCGGACUGAAUUAAAAUGGAAGUAACUCUUCAUUUUAGGUGCAUUUCUUUAAAAACGUGAGUUUUAUGUUCUUGCGCCUAUGCUGGACUACUGUAUAAGGGGUGAGGGACACUGCUUUUACAGAUGCACAAAAAUAUAUUUCAAAAAUAAAAGUAUCCUUUUGAAAACAGUUUUUUUUCAAGCAGGUGGUCUGGUGGGAGAGUGGACAGAGAAUAUUUUUUAUUACCAGUAACGAAACAGGUACUAGUUCACAUGUGCCUAAGAUGGCUACAUAACCACAGUCCAAGAAAAGCAGUAGAAUAAUCAGCUUUGGGAGAAAUGACAUACUUCUACUAGAAGUAUGUAAUGAUAGAUAAUGUAGUUUCUCUCAAUAGACAGACUGGAGUGUGCAUGUGUGUCCCCGCAGGAUCUGACUAAGAAAUGUGCAUUCAGUUAUAUGCAAUACACAUUUGUCUCAAGGCAGAUUUAGACCUGAGCUGGGCUGAAUAUUCAUAAUCACUCAAAACAGGAGUUUUUUGGGGGGGAAUAUACAUUGUGAAGGGUUAGAAAACUAGCAGAACAACUGGGACUGAGAAGCAGGCAUCUGUAGAACUGAACAACAUUUAAGAGAAGGAAACCUUCAUUGGUACUGAAAUGCAGUCGCAUCUCUGCUCAUAAAGUUUUAUUUAGAUUCAUCUGUUUUUCCACUGUUUUAUUUAGACUCAUCUAUUUUUUCUGUUGUGGCAUAUCUGCUUAGGUUAGCUGGCACUCACCUAUGCAUCUGUACAGGUGUAUGGGUAAAUAAAAGAUAGAUAAGGUGAGUGGAUAAAUUUUAUAUACACACACAAACACACACUGCCCAAAAGUUUUUGUCUAUGGACAUACGUAGCCUCAGUAUAAAGAUAAUCAGGUAUAUCAAUGCCUUGGCUUAGAAUUUCUUCAGAUGGUUUGCUUUCUAUUUGUCAUCAUCUGAGGGAUUCGGUUUAAAACAAAAACAGGCUUCCAGCAUAAAACACAAUGCUACAUUCCUGAAACAUGAGAUGAACAACCUUUAAUUUGCACAAGCUUUCAUUCGCAGGAACAUGAAAUGGAUGGCGCACCAUCAUUAUGGACAAUGUCUUUUUUUGCUUUUAAGCCAAUACAAAAGGCUAAGUAAGAUGUUUAAACAUUUAAAGAAAUCUCCUGGUGGUCUCUCCUAUUCUUUCUGUCUCCCCUUCAUUUCUACUGAUUACAUGGAUUGCAUGCUGUGUUCUUCAACCUCUACUUACUGUUGGCUUGGAGUAUAAGGCUCCCUCUUAGCAGAACCCUUUCAAAACUCUUAAGGUCAGAUUGCGGAAAAAUCUCAGCUGCUGGACUUGGAUCCUCUGAGCUAGUAACCAUUUAUAAUUAAUAUUAAUGAAUGGCAGAUGACAGCUGUUUAUUGCUUAAGUAGAAAUGCGCAUUGCAAAACCAGAAGGAUUUAGUUUAAACUCCAAGGAAUUGACUUCAUUACUGGGACAGAUGACUGGAGAAGGGAGAAAUUGCCAGUGUGGGAUCCAAGUGCUGGAAUACCAAAAUCUGUACAAUGCAGUGCAAUCCAGAAAAGGUGCUCUGCUUGUUCUUUAUUAUGAGUUCAUCAUACAGGGCACUGUCUGAAGAAUUUACCAAAGUAUUCCAAGGUUUAGCUUUAUUACGUUUAUAUAUUGCUGUCCACUGGAAAAAAUUCCAGAGUGAUUUAUAAUAAUAAAAAUACAUAAACAUAUUAAAAACAUCAAAUCACUGAUGCAGCGCAUAUGCCUGAGAAAACAAGAAUGCAUUUGGCUAAGGUCGAAACAAUGAGAAAGUUGGCACCAGACUGGCCUCCUUGGCGCCAUAGACAGGAACGUGGCGCCAUAGACAGGAACGUACAACAGAAAAGGCCCAUUCUACUGACUUACCCAUGCACUGAAGAAUUCAAACUUUUGCCAAAGCAGCUAUAGUAAUGGUAGUUUUUAAUACUCAAAUGUUACCCCUGCUUUGCGGAUGUGGUACACACACACAGUCAAGGCAGUGAUAGAAAAUACAGCAUUGGAAUUUAGGUCUCUUGGCUUUUCAGUCCAAUGCCUGAUUGAUUGAUUGAUUUAUUACAUUUGUUGAUUACAUUUGUAUCCUGCCUUCCUUCAAGAAACUCAAGAUGGUGGGCACUGUCCUCUCACCACGGCCACCCAAUUUUACCUUUAUAGCAACCCUCUAAGGUAGGUCAUGCUAAAAUAUAGUGAAUAGUCCAUUAUUACCCAUUGCGCUUCAUUGCCGAGUAGGGUUUUGAACUGGGGUUCCCUAGUCUAAUACGCUAACCACUGCACUACAAAGCUCUGGUUCAAUCAAUCCCUUAUUAACUACCCUUCAACUGAACUUGGUUCCAGUUCUGAUAAAAUGUUCCAGUCCCAAGAACAGACUGGCAUGCCAGUCAAUCUGCAGUGAUCAUACCAAUGAAUCCCUCUUUGCCUGAACCUUUGGAUUCUCCUACCCUGCCUCUCAGCAUCUUCAACCAAAGAGUUGCCAAAGAUCAGCCCAACUGCAGUUGAGUCCUCUUCUCAUCAAAUUAACCCUCAAGACCACAAACCAUCAGGGGGUUGUGAAUGAAUUAUUUAUUACGAUCAAAGGCCAAUAUUAUCAGAAACGCAAAUAAAUCAUACAGGGGGGUUGUCAUAUUGCCUGUGUGACUAAUUGGCCCCAGUAGUGGCUUUAAAAACACACCACACACUAGUUUUUACAUCCAAAUCCUCAACCACUAAUGUCCUGUCCCCUCUGCCACCCAAAAUAAAGCAUUUUCAGAUACCUUUACAGAUGCAUUUGUGGAAUGGUUAUUUUCAUGUGGGAGCUGUGAUUUUUUUCCCCUGGGCAUUAGUGUGAGAAGAACCAAUUCAGGUUCUUUUAACCCUCCUUCAAAACCAUCUAAGUUGGUUGGCAGCAUUACAUAUUGUGCCAAGGAAUCAUAUAGUUUAUGCUUCGUGAAUAAGUGCUUUAAAAAACAACAAACCUGUCCUAAAUAGCUAAUCACCAAGUGAUGAACUUCCCAGCCCAUAAUAUGCUACACAAGCAGAGUGACUUGGGAUCAAAUGCACUAUUAAAAUACGAAAAUGUUAGAGAGUCAUUGUGAUGUUUUGGGGCUCUUGUAAGAGCACGACUGGAUAACAAACUGGUGAACAUAUUGUUUAAAACUCCACAGCGGCAUCUAUUGAAUAAAAUGAAGAUGCAGCCUCUGUCUCCACAUGAAUGAAUCAGAGCAUUAAUCCUUCACAUUUUCCCUGUCUCUUUAUAAACAGUUGGCUGCUAAUUUCAGUUUCUGUAAAAGCUAUGGCACUACAAACAACCAUAAAUUCACUGCUCAUUCUUUUGGGGGAUUUGGAAAAGAAUAAACUUGCUACAUUCUUGCAAAAGUGAAACUGGAUAGAACCUACAUGUAGAAGUUUGUAGUUUGCAUUUAUAUUCCCAUCAGAGGAAACAACCCUAAUUCACAGUAUCAUGAUUUUUAUUGCUAAAGGGCUGCUGGCACAGUGCAGAGUGAAAUCAAUAUAGAACAUGGAUCUUACUUACAUGGUUUUGCUCAUGUUUAAAACUAACUUCAGUUUAAGGAGCAAUAGAAAGGGGGUAUACAGUGGUACCUCGGGUUAAGAACUUAAUUCGUUCCGGAGGUCCAUUCUUAACCUGAAACUGUUCUUAACCUGAAGCACCACUUUAGCUAAUGGGGCCUCCUGCUGCUGCCGCACAAUUUCUGUUCUCAUCCUGAAGCAAAGUUCUUAACCUUUCUGGGUUAGCGGAGUGUGUAACCUGAAGUGUAUGUAACCUGAAGCAUAUGUAACCCGAGGUACCACUGUACUGUACAGGAGAUUCAUGCAGUUGCGAGGUUUAUGAAUGGAACAAAUGAACAGCAGCUAGUGAGAAAAUUGAUGAAGCAUAAAUAGUUAAAUGCCACUUCACAUACUACAGACAACUGUGGAAUAGAGGGCCAUAGUGAUGGCUGCUUCUCUGCACAAUAUUUUAGCUCAGAAAGGAUGCAACCUAUUCCCUUUUUCAGUUCUGCUUUCACUCCAGGAGCUAAGGUGGAAAUUCCACUCCAAUACACAGGAUCAAACUCAUUAUGUUUGAGAAAUGCCAAAAAAGUAUACUGACUUUUUCUCUGGUAACCAGAACAAACCUUUUAUUUCUGAAACUGAACACCUAAAUAUUCCUGCCACCUAUGCUUUGUAUUCAGUUCAGCAUAUGCUGUCUCAUUCCAUCUCUACAUGGCAGCAUUUGGUGGUCUACUACCUUUUGAAGCCUAAACACAAACUGAAUAAUAAUGUGAAUUAAUUCCACUAUAUCGAGUCCUGCAACAAAUCCCAUUUAUGUCCCCAGUGAUUCUCUCUGCUAGCAUUUUUGGUGUCAGCCGUAGCAACCAAUCGCUUCAAAGCAGUUUCGCUAAAUAAGACCUACAGUUUAUAUACAGCUAAAGGGUAGUGAUGGUUGGGGAGAUUCAGAGCCCAUUCAAACAGAAAAAACCCCUCUUCUCUACAUCAGAGAUGCCCAGAUCUGCAAGUGCUAAUGGACUCAAGGAAGUGUGGCAAUUGCUUGGAGUUCUGCAAUUUGAUUUGAUUUGAUUUGAUUACAGCCCCCUUCGCAGGAUAAAGGGGCUACAGGGUUGCACCUUUUAGGCCCAUUCCUGGUGUCACCUGGCUUCUUCUGACCUGUCAAGUGCAAGCAGGCUGCCUCUAUGGGUUGGAACCCUGACUCUUCAGGGCUACAGUGUAUGAAGACAGCUUGCACAUCUUCAGCAGACUUCCAUCCUUCAGACUGCCCCCCCCCCAUGCAUGAACAGCAUGGGGUCAAAGCCAGAAAGGGGUGCACCACUACAGAAAGGGGGGGGCAUUCAUUUAUUUUUCAGCUUUAUUGUUUCAUUCAUCUCAUAGUGACAUUCUGUUGGCAGGUAAUACAGUAUGAAAUUGAGUCAAUAAAUGCUCCUGGACAGAGAAAUGGAAGCUUUCAGAAAUUACUCUUUCCACAUAUCACCAUACAUUUAAAGCCCAUAGCCUCCCCCCACAAGGAAUUCUGGGAGCUGUAGUUUACCCCUAACAGAACCGAAAUUUCUGUCGCCCUUCAUGAACGACAGUUCUCAGGAUUCUUCGGGGGAAGAUGUGCUUUAAACAUAUGGUAUGGCUGUCAGUGCUUAUGUGGGCUAAUGCUAUUCAAACCUGAUCUGAAAGGGUGCCUUCGGUUCCCUACGCUGGUUUUGCUCCCAUAUUUGGUAUCAGGAAGUAGUUUAGAAAAUAUUUAACUCUCUCCGCCCCCUCUUCCUUGUAGCAUAUGGUUUGGCCUGAGUUGGAUGGAACCAUCUGUUCUACAGGUCUCUUGCUAUGUUGCAGUCCAUUUCCUUCUGUUCUCUGUGAUAUAUGGUAUUCCACGUUAUGUGUUAAGUAGUGGAGAGGAGAACGCAACAGGACAAAUGGCAAAUGGUGCGUGGAUUGAUUCUCUCUUGAAGCAAGGUCAUUGGACUUUACAAUCAUCUAGCCCUGAUUUUGGGAACUAAGGAAAUAGAUGGCCAAUGGCAUAAGAAAAGUGUUGCACAAAUUUCAAAUAGUGCACAAUGUAUUUACACAUUGGUUUAUUUCAGUUAUUUUUAAGUGCGAGUUCAAAAAGAAGCAGUAUCAUUGUUCAUUACAAAGUGGUUGGAUUGCAAAUCCUUUUAACAUGAAAUCAAAUUAUUCCUUUGGGUGCUCUCUCCCAUUGUAAUAUUGUUCUAGAAUGAGUUCAGAUUAUCUGCCAGGAUAGAAGCAUCUGUCUCUUAUCAUGUAUAACUUUUCCUGAUUAUUUCUCGAAGGGCAGACUAAACAUGCAGCUCUGACAUAAUACAGCAUCAGAUCUGUGUUUCUGGUUUGCUCAAAUGCCUCCACUAGCUGAACUAAAAUCUCAAAAAGAAAAGGAAAAAAGAAAAGAGCAAUAGCCAUGACCUCAAGUGAAUCUAAUGGGAGAGGUUAGAGUGCUGGAAGACCAAUAACAAACAUCACACUCACCUUAUGUGGAAAUGUUGCUGCUGAAUGCAUACCUGUAGCCAUAACCUUUUUCAGAAUAAUUCAAACUGUGUACCACCUGUUCAGUUCCUGUCCUAAGUGGUGGGAAUUACUACAAAACUUGGUUGGUUGUUUUCUUCAUGGUACGUCUGAAAGAAGAUGGUCAGAUCAUGUUGAAUGUGUAAAGUCAUUUGCAGCUCCCUUGCCUAGCAUUAAAUUAGCACUGGAAGACUUCCUAGGACUAAAUUUGACAGCCCAAAUGAGAAAUGAAUUCCAUGGAGAUUUAACAUGUGACAUCUUUUGCUUGUGUGUUACUGGCAGUCAUGCGGUACAAAAUAUUAGCUGGCAUUGAUAUAUACAACAAAGUCAUCAAGAUAAGAGAUGCCACACUGGAUAUUGAAGUAGCAAACAUAGAAACUCUCUUCACAGAGCUGAUAAAACUUCAAAACAACUGGAAAUGCCUGUGGAAUGAAGCCAAACUGGUUGCAUCAAACUUAAAUACAGAAAUAAAACUCUCCCAUAGAUGUGAUGGAGUCAGGCGCAAGAGGGCAAGGCUGCAUAACGACAGCACACCUACUGCUAACAUGGAAGAAAUGAAUAGCAUAGAUGAUAUUCCAGAAGAGGCCUACUUCAGAAAGUGUGUGUUUUACAUUUUGGUAGCAGGAUUAACUGUCCGCUUCAAUGCUUUUAAGCGCUUGGCAGAAAAUAUUGAUUUCUUAUAGAAAUAUUUCACCAUGUCCAAACGUGAUGUGGAGAGGAAAGCCUUAUCUUUAUCAGAGGAAUAUCCUGCUGACCUUAAUGGUGAAAAUUUUGGAAAGGAAAUGCAACAUUUACCCUCAGUAUAUAAAGCAAAUUUUGUAAAUGCACAGUUAAAGCCAUUAGAUCUGUUGAACGUGUUAACAGACUACAAAGUACAGAUUUUCAAAUGUUUGUGUUAGCUUAAGAAUACUAUUAACAAUAGUAAGCAACAGCAGCUUCUGGAGGGAGGUCAUUUAGCAAACUUCAGCUAAUUAAAAAUUAUUUAAGGUCCACAGUGUCUCAGGAACAUCUUGUGGAUUUGGCCAGGAUAAGUAUUGAAUCAAACAUUGCCAGGGCAAGUAAUUUUCAUGCUGUCAUUCAAAAUUUUUCACAAAAAGGCCAGGAAAUAUCUUUUUAAAAAGUAAAUAUUAAGUUUAUAUGCCCUUUUAAAAACUAAUAUGAAUACUUCUGCAUUCUUUCUCCUUAUCUGCAUUGUAGCAUAAACAGUUGUUCAAAUCAAAUUUGCUUUAUUAUCUCUGAUCUUCUUUAUUUUAUUUAUAUGUGUCUAAAUUUAUAGUGGAAGGGGUAUAUUAGCAUAAGGCCUUAAAUGCAGAAAAUUGACAGAGCACCCCUCUCCACUCCUUUCUCCUCUUCCAUAUCCCGUUUGACCUUACAGGCUGCAGCUCAUGGCCUAAAACUGUAGCGGAUAAAAACAGAACGACUAAGAGGCCAUGUAUGCUUCAUAAAUUGUGUUUGUGCAGAUACAUAAUCUGGCUGCAAGGAUGAUUUGCCAUAAGGUGGACCAACGGGAUAGCCUGUUGCUGCUCAAACCUCUCUCUUUAAAUGAUACGGCUGUGUGCUUGAGCCCAAGGGAAGAGUGCAAGUGUGUGGCUGCGGACAGACAGCAUGAUGUAGUGCUUGGACUAGGACCAAGGGAGGCCUGAGUUCAAAUCCCCAUUUGGCCAUGAAACUCGCCUGGGUGACCUUGGGCCAGACUCUCACUCGCUCAGCCUAACCUAAAAAUGUCAUUAGUAAUAAUAACUUGGAAGCCACAUGUUCUAAUGCCAGCAUCCAUAGAGCUCUUCAUUCUGCUUCCCGUGCCAGCAGGACUGUGCUAGUAGAUAAUUUCAUCCCAGCCUGCAACCAGGGUAAAGCUUCUGGGAGGUUGGGGAGCAGGAUUGGCAUUUACUCUCUUCCUUUAGAAAUGGCACAAGUCGUUGAGUACCUGAAAUACUGGGGAAUCAUGCUGUUCCUUGAAUGAAUUAAAAAAAAGGCUAGCAAAUGAAAAUGCAAUCACUUUCGUGCUGGAUGGGAGCCUUGGGAGAAGGGGUCCUUAAAAUUAUGUUUUUGGCAGACAUCUGUGGAGUUCAGUCUGAGUGUAUUUGAAAGUUGGCCCUUCUCCAAAAAAUUGGUCAUGCUUCUUGGAAAUGAGAAAGGAGCUAGGAAUUUAUGUAACGUUGCAUUAAUGGACUAUAGGUGACUUGAAGUUGACCCAGGAGUAAACAAGAAUUGCAUCAGUGGUUUUGGAGACACUGGCUCUUCCAGAGCAUUUUCCCAAUCGGGGAUUGUUAAUUGGAGUUAUAUAUCUGUAUGCUUUCCUUUUUAAGCCAUAUUGAAUUGAUUUAUGGAAAGAGGCAACAAAAGCACUGCUAGCUGGGUGCACCUUAAUGAAGCUUUCCCCACAUAGCCUUGCACUAUUGUCAUUGUCCUCCUACCAUGGUGGACUUGCAGGCUAGUAAUUCCAGGUGGGACAAGCUCAUGGAGCUUUAAAUUAUACACCUUCCCCUACCGCCUUUGCAUUCCAUGCAUAAUUCAGUGUGCAAGGUUCAGCAGGUGAAAGAGUAGACUUCAUUUAUACAAACAUUCAGCACAUUCUUGCAAUUGUUAAUAAGAAUCUGCAUCUCUGGUUCACGGUUUUUGAUUACAAUUCCCACUCUUGUUUCUUUCUGUGGGUUAAGCAGUAAUACCACAGCACAUUGGACUGGGAGUAAUUCCCACUGAAGUCAAUGGGACCUACUUCUGAAAAGUCAAAUACAGGGUUGCACUGUUAGUUGUUUUAUAUUGACAUUUCUGCAGCUGAAUACCACAGCUGACUGUGUGAGUGCUAUCUUCCUGUAUCCUCUCAGUGUGGUAAACCAGAUUGAUUCACAGAGCACCAGUGUGGUUGAAAGAAAAAGAACAUAUAUAAUGUAUACACCCAGGAUAAUAGUGCUCUUCACUAUCCUUCCUGUUUUAACCCCAGACUUCUGCACAAGAGGAUGAGUUUUUUUCUUUUCACAUUGGAAAGAAUCCUAUUCUCUCUGAACAGACUGCAAAAGAUGGGUUCAGAAAGCUCAAUGGUGCCCCUUAGUGGAUUUUUAUUGCUACUUCACCUAAACCAAUGCAAUUUGUGACAUUCAGAACUACAGGAAUUGUUCGUUAUCCACCUUAAUUGUUGCAUUACAAAUAAUACUUCCAAUACUGAAAUCCAACUUAGUUUCAUUUACAUAUUUCUUUCCCCACAUAUUUGUAGAUGCAGGUGUCUCAAACCUACAAAUGGGCACACACUUUUGAAAUCCAGUUGCCACCAGCUGAUUUAUAUUUCUUCCUAGCAGACUAUAUACAAAUACUUUAUGGGAAAUAUAUUGCUAUAGGACAUUACUAAUGGUUAAAAUGUAUGCAGCAAAACUUAUAUUGAAUUCUAGCACAUUGCCAUUUAUUAUGUCUAAUUAUUUUUACUGAUAUGGUGGCUGCAGGCUAUAGAAUAACUCCUAUUGGAGAACAACUGGAGCAAUCCUAGAAGGAAUUUUUUACAAGAAUGAUCACCAAAAUGUCUAUGAAGUGUGAAAUACUUAAAAAAGAAAUGGGUGCAUUUUCUGUAUUGGAGUAACGUGUCAUGAUUAAGACAAGAGUUUGAAGUGGUGUGUGCUUCCAGUUACUGUUCACAUUUGUAGAAAUGCAGAGUUAAAGGGUGGGGGAGGGAAUAACAACAACCUCUGAAGAACAGUGAAUAUACGUUUUAAGGAAUGGUCUUGUUGCUUUUUGCUGUAGGAAGAAGAAGCAGAGAGGAAAGAAGAAAAAACCAAAAGACAGAAGAAAGCAAGGAAAACAGGCAGGAAAACAGUGGUCGAGAAUCUAGAAGACAAAACCGAGAACGGGACAACAAAAGUAAAACACAGUUGAAGAAAAGAAGAGCACAGGAUAAACAGCAGAAACCAGUAGCCACCAGCACUGUACACUAAAUCGCCUUUACACCACUGUUUAAGACUUUUGCUGCUGCUAUUUCCACCAGUUCUCUGAGGCUGGUGCUCCCCAAUUAAGCCACAAAUGGACAAUAUUUCCAGUUAUUCUUAAAUCUUAAAUGACAUUCCAAAUAAUUCCUAUUAUAUUCUUCAUGCAGUCAUAGUUUAUUCAAGAGACUGACAUGAGCCAAGAUUCUUUUUAAGUAAAAGAAAAACCCUUUAAAUGGGAUACUUUCAAACUGUUAUAUUAUAUGCUUCCAUGCAUCUCUAAGAGGCAAUUUAAAAGUUUUGUAUAUAAUUAUCAAUAUGGUAUAAGGUAUAGCAAUAUAUUGAAUGACAUCUGCGGGGGGAAAGUCUUUUUCCUUUGUAAAAUAUUUUUUCAAUCCAAUGUUUAUGAAGCAAGAGAUAUCUAAGUAAAAUAUACAGUAUCCCUUUGUGCAUAAUUAUAUAUGCUACAUUAGAGUCCGGAGAAAGAGGAAAUCUGUUAAGAGGUGUUGGGAAUCUAAGCUUUGAGGCUGCACAUUCUUAUCAGAACUCAGCUACCUGGUGGUUCCCUGGUUUUCAUCCCAGACUCAUGUGAGAAACUCCCAGCUGAACAGUUUCAGGGCUCUGAAAGCCAAGGGGGUAAAGUAGGGGAGGCAGAAGCCACAUUAAACACACCAGAGACUCUUUUUCUGAAGAACAAGCAAUAGCGCUUAGCUAUACAGCGCUCCUAUCCGCAGGACAGCACAACAGUUUCUGGUCUAAACCAUGAUUUAGACCUUGUAUGUGUGCUGUUCUAUCCUUCUUCUUUUUUUGUAACUCUGUGUAACUUAAAUCAGCAUUUCAAACCUUCCAGUGACUGAGAAAUCAUAUUUGUAGGAAAACAAACGAACGAACAAAACACGGAGCGAAUAAAGAACAGAGAAGACAGACCACGUAAAUAUAAUGUCAUUUUGCACUGUUGAUUUUUCCCCCUUUCAAUUUUUUUUAAAAAAUUAAACACCUAUCACACAAUCUGCUUUGUAAACAGAGAAAAAGAUGUUCUUUAGAAAUGUGCUAUCUAAUAAACUAAGGCCACUUUACUGAAUC